AUGGCUACUCCCGCGCACCCGGAGACCAGGAGGUUUACGCGGGGCCUGGGGAAACCUGGCACGGCGGCUGAGCUCAGGCAAAGCGUCUCUGAGGUGGUGAGGACAUCCGUGCUGAUUGUAAGUACACACCUAGACACCCCCUGCCCCCUUCUUCUGCUCCUUCUGCUCUUACGCCAACUCUUUCUCCUUAACACCGUCUCUGUCAGUGCUGUUCAAUCACUUUAGGACUUGUGGGGAGUGAACACUUUACGCACAUCUUUUUCUCACUCAUAGAAGUGAGCAAAAGAGUAAAUAAAAGUGAAUGAAUGGAAGUGUGUGUCUGUGGUGAGGAAAUAGAUAAGGGAAAGGCUGAAAAUAGCCUAGCCUAUUGUUAUAAAUCUUAAUUCCUCCCAAUCCAUAUACAGAAUAUCUAUUUUGUAGCCUGCUUUUUUCACAUUUACCUGUUUGUGUCAGCUGUGUAGCAACACGUGGGCUUUUUGGCUGAAAACAACACGUGAUAUUUUGGAUUGAGUGGCCCUGACCUCUUAAUAUAAGGAGUAAAGGGGCGGGGAGAGUGAUUUGAGUGAAUGAAUGAGGUGGUGUAUGUCUGACAGAAAGAUUAAGAGGGAAUGAAGAGAUUUAAUACAAAUUUAGAUGGACUUUUGGUUGUAAUAUCCCCCUCUUAGAUGUAAAUUACCUUCAACUUUCAUUCAAAAUACCACAUCAUGCCUGAAAAACUUCACUUUCAUUUUCUCUAAGUGUUUUACUUCCUGCUGAGAAUCAGUGCCUGCUCAAAGUGUUUUGUACUGUGUCAAUGAGGGCAUCACUUUGCACUCAGAUGACAUAAUACCUGCUCAGAAGGGAAAGCAUGUGGCUUCAGUUUCAUGCUUCAGACACACAGUCAGUGUCCAGUGACACUGACAAAAUGCUGAAAUGGACCAUCCACUCAAAAUAACAUCUGUGCAUCGGGGUCCUCUGUAUCAGCUUUCCUCAGAGCUCAGGAGGAAAAAGAAGUCGGCCUCUUUCGUUUUGUGUCCGUCUGAUUGUUCCAGCUUUCCUGGAAGAAGUUGCUAGGUAACCGAAACGGACACCGUCCAGGCUUUCUGUCAGGGAAAUGGAAUCCUGAGUCAGGAUCCCAGACAUCCAACCACACCUUCAUAUUAUUUAUUCAUCUUCACUCUGGUGCUCUGCCAGAGACGCCUGAGGGAGGAGAGCAGAAAUGGAUACAAGAAUGCACGUUGGGAAAUCGACAAGUUUGAGGAGGACUGAAAUGACUUGAAGAAAUUCUGAGAAUGGCUUGUUGUGCUUUUGUGUCAUCCAGCUGUUCAUCUGCAGACAGGCCUUUGGGCGAAAAUGGGCAGAACUGCUGAACUCAGAAAGUUUUGAAUGAAGAGUUCAGAGCAGGAAAGUUUUACAGACAAUGGCACGUUUGUAAAAAUGGGAAAAUGUUCAAAAGCUUCGGUUUGGUUAAAAGUAAUCUGUAUUUUACUAAUAAUCACAAUAUUUAUGUUGAAAUGGAUUCCAAACAAACAGCAUAAUUGAAGAGAAAAAUGAAAACAGUGGUUUGUAACUUCCCAUAUGUUUGAAGGAUUGCUGUGUGAGAAAGCCGGCCCUGUUCAUCCAAAUAUAAAAGUCUGUUUUCUAAAAAGAAGACACCCAGACUGACCUCAGGUCAAUUCGGCUCUCUUUUGUUUACACUUGCAUCUUUUUGUGGUUGUUUUGUGAUAUUUAGAGGUUGUUUUAUACCUGUCUGUUCAAAUUGAAUCUGUGGGUGGUCAUUGUGUGUCCUUUUAUUCUAAUGUUCAGUCAGUCCAGGAUGUUUUAGGGUUUUUAUGACUGUUUGGGAUCAUUUAGCAUCACAAGUCCGCUGUUUUGUCUGUUUUGGUUGUUUUGCUGUGAUUUGUGAGUGUUAGGAUCUGUCUGUUGAGCUUUGGAGAAAUAUUAUGCUCAUUGGUGGUUGCUGUUGUCUUUUUUGGAGUCAUUAGCUGAUCCAUAAUAGCUUUUACAAACAUUUGCAAAGUUCUGCUCCAGAGAUUAUAAAUUUUGACCUGGUCGCCCCUUUUACCAAUAUUUUCAUCUUAAAUUUCUAACUUCUUAAAUUUUCUUGAAUUUUCUUUUUUCUUCCACAACCUGGUGUCACCUCUGGGUAUGAGAGCUGCAGAAGUGAAUGUAUGCGACACUGAGUCCACGUGCUUGCUGAAGCGUCUCAGUGGGACAAGAAUGCGAGUGCACACAAGACGGCUGUCUCUGCAGCUCAUAAUUAAUUCCUCCAUGAAACAUGUAAAUACCACAGCAGGAAUACAGGGAUCUGUUCCACAGACAUAAAGAGGGAAUUGUGGCGGUUGUCACUCAUCAUGAGUGUUGUUUCAGCUUUAGAAACAAUUGUUUCUGCCCUUCUGAAUGUCCUGAAACUCUGACUUUAGUUUGUGAGUUACUUAUUAGUGCAUACAGACACACAGUAACUCCUUGGUUCUGUUUUGGAGACGGUCGCUCCGUGCUGCUCUCUUCCUCUUCGUGCAGUUUGUGCAUUUUGGUGAAGGCACACUCCGGCCUGAGUCUCUUUGUUUAUUGUUGGAAUGGAGUGCACAGAGGUUUGUAAUAGGCCAGGCCCUCAGCUGAGUUAUCCAUCUGUUUCCACACACUUUAAGCAUGCUGGGAACACUAUUGGCUCCACGAUGGCUGUCAUCAGCUCUGAAUUUGUGGAGCUGCUGAGACACAAGGAAAACAAUGACUUUCAAACUUUAUUCUGUACAUAGUUAGACAAGAAAUGAGUGAGUUUUGUAGAUUUUUGCAAUGUUUACAACCUGCCUGCAGUUGUCGUUGACAGCGUGUUGAUGUAAAUGUAUCAGCUGAUGGCAAUAAAACAAAUCAAUGGUUGUUGGAAAUGUUUAGUUACUGUAUACGGUGUAUGCAGCAGCUGGAGGGCAGUUGUGUAAUUGUGAUCAAUAGUCCUAACUGCCUGCCACCUAAUGGUGAUAUAUCGAGAUCCUCAGUGUUCCUGCUACAUGACUGACCCCGGAGAGCUGUAUACCAGAUGGGUGUCAUUAUGUAGGAGUGAUGCCGUUAACCGCCCAGGGCCUGUGCACACAGCAGACUCCGAGGGGGAAAGUGAAGGUUUCAUGUGAGCUGCAAAAGGAAACACAUUAAAAUAUCGACAACAUGCGUAACUACAAACAGAGCAUGUGAGCACAUGUUGCUGCUUGGCCUUGUUUUAGGGAUUACACAUUGUUGGGAGAGUACCAUUUAGAAGCUUAAUUGCUGCUCUGUGCCUCUUGGGGGUCUUUGUGCUUGUUUAAGUAGAUCAUUGAGAUGAUGUUUAAAGCAUUUGGCAGAGAUGGAUGGCAUUUUGUCUUCUGCUUUUGCCAAAUUAGACUCAUUUUCAACAUCUUGAGGCAUUGACAAGUAUUGCUCAUUCAUCCACCUGUGUAACCUCUGACAGGCUCUGUUGGAGAGUUCAAUAUACACCUGCAUGUUCAGUAAUCAAACCCAGCUGCAAUGCAUAAAGGAUAAGGCUCCACAUUUGGUGCGGUUGCUGCACACACGUUGUUGUAACAUGAUAAAAUAUAAAAAUCCUGCUUCUGUCAUUCCUGGAUCUAAUCAGCCUCAUGUGUACACCUUUGUGUUUUUGUUAGCUUUCCCAACAUGAGCUGGGAAUAACUCAGGUGGGUGUGGGCUCUUUGCAUUUUUCAGCAAUAGUGUCAGAGAUUUUUUUUUCUUCAAAUUUAGCUGUGACAGAACUUGUUCCUUCUUUGUUAUUUUGCACUCUGAAAGCCAAGUUUUAUAAUGUGGGGAAGUCCCGUUUGUUCAGCUGUAUUCGAAUAUGCACAACACUCCUGAAACUUUCAGGGGUGAGAUGCAUAUGUGAAGGCAAACAGCCCACAUUUUCACCCCGAAUGCACCCUGAAUUUUCCUGUCAUCUCACAGUCUACCAAGUAUAGAACUCCAGAUUCAGCGAGUAAAACUGAGGUUAGUUUUGAUAAAGAUCAGUCAAUCGAUCUGCAAAAGAAUCAAGAAACUUCCCUGCUGCAUGUUGUGUUUGUGUUGCAGACACUGUUUGCUGCCUGUCACAAGAUUACCGGCUUGUCAGUGUUGUGUGAGGCCUGAGCUGCUUGACCUCUGUGUGCCUGUCUGUCUGUCUGUUUCGCAGUAUCAGACCUGAUGGGAUCAGUCUAAAAGCAUUCAUGCACUGCCUUUGCAGCUGAGAUGGUAAAAGGUACUUUACAAGAACAAACCCAGGGGGGUGGAGAUGGAGAGCAGAUGAGUUCUCUGAAUGGGUCAAUAAUACAUGAGGGUGCUCUAGUAACCAAUACACCCAUUAGGAGACACUCGCACUCUCUCCUGAACUGAGGGCUAGACAAACCAAAAACUUAUCUACAGUUUGGUCCAAAGUUACACAACUGUCCCCUUAAAGUAUCUGUAAUAUGUAUAAACUAUGAACCACUGCAUUUUUUCCAUAGUUAUGAUGUAACAGCUAACAGUCCUCAUGGAGAUUUACAAACUUGGCUCUUUGUGCCUGAAAUUAUUUUUCCUCAAUAGUGAGUUGGGUCCACUCAGCCGGCAGUUUAUUAGACACACCCAGUCAAAUAUAAAAGCCCCUUCCUGUGGAAAAUCCUACGAUUACGGGUGUUAGUAUGUGCAGUUACUGUUGAAACAGUUUAAAACGGGACUGACUGAGCUCAUGAUCAAUUUGAAGAUAAUAGUUAGUAGACUACAAUAUCUAAAGACGUAAAAACAGCUGACUGGUGGAUGGGGUCACUUCAGGUCAAGCUCUAUGUAUAACUCUACAUCCACAAUAAAGAAACAAAUCCAAGGUGUACUGCUUUAUCACCUGUCAAAUGAUAUACAUUAUAUAAUUUUUUUUUUUUUCUCUCUCUCCUUUUUCCUUUUAUUGUAUAAUUUAAUUUUUAAGCUCCCUUCCCCCAGCAUUGAAAGUGAAACCAGUGUGGUGCCAAAAAAACUGCAGAUUCUUAAGAAUCCACUUAGGGCUGGCCGUUUUUACUGCCAAGGAGACCCCAUUAGAAACCACACAAAAUGUCAAUUUCUAAAGCAGCAUUUGGGUAUGUGUCCAUUAAUGACAUAUUUGGUGCUGGCAGUGUCUAUUUCCUGUACAAAACCAAAGCAGUCCAGCAUCUUCAGCACUCAGCAUCCCUUAGCGUCUGUUGUUUAUGUUGCAGUGGUCUCAGUUGAAAAUAGUUUAACUUUUGGGACACCACUGUGCUGGUUAGUGUCAUUUGUCCAUCAUUGGCCAAUCAAAAAAAAAGAAGAAGCAGGACUUCAUACAUCAGAACCGUCAUCAACAAUGACAGGGGUCUAUAAUUUUGCAUGGUCUUUGCAAAAUUGUCCUUGAAUAAGAGCAAAUAUGAAGCAUACAGAGUGUUUAAAAAGCCUUCACAGUCACUACCAAAGAAAGCAUUAGUGCCACUGGACAACUUUCAUAUUAUCAAUAAGCAUAGAUGUUCUGUCAUUCAGGUCAUUGGUAUUGUCUGCUGAAUGAAUGCUGUUGGUGGACAGUCCCUUGAACAUGUUUACAAAACCUCCUUUGGUUGCAUCGAUCCAUCUUUCUAUAUAAGAGCAGGAGCCCCCUUCUUUCACAGGUAAACACCCUCAGCUUAGAUCCUCCUAGUCAUGUGGAUCCAGAUUAUUGUGCUCAGCAAGAACCAGCUAUUUUAGUUCCCGUAUAGUUCUUCAUAGUAUCCGUCACAUAAAAAAGCUGACUGGAGCUCACUCCACUAGAUGCCCUCCAGUUUGGAGUGGAUGUUGUCACAGUACUGUGUGGAUUUAUUAUAUGCCGGUUAUAAAUGAUUAACUGUUCAACAAAGGUGCACCUUGAUGGCCAGAUGUGAGGCAGAUUUGAAUGACCAGAUGGGUGCAUUGUCUGACUUCUCAGACAGUAAGGCUGUAGUCCCAGAUUCAUGUCUUUGCUGGUUUCUAAACUUGAAGUUAGUCAGGGUUAGAUAUUCAACCAUCUUUAGGCCUCAAAACUCCUCUGUAGAAAUCAGUGGUGUUGUCUCCAAGACCUCCCUCAUUUGUUACCCGAAAGCAGCAGUUGAUGGCUCGUAAAUAGAGGAAAAAGUGAAAAAUGAGGCAUACCCGUGGAACAUGCCAUAAAAUGUGUCUGCUUUAGUCCUGGCAUGACUUUUGGCAGUUGCGGUUACACUAAAAACCAGAUUUGCCACUUGAGGAUCUUGAAGUCAGAGUGGGAAGCAUGAGGGAAUUACUCAACCGAGCACACAAAGGUUGAAAUAAUAUAGAGCACUUCACAAACUGAAAGGAUUUCCUCCAUUCAGCCCUGACCAACUCUGGUUGAAUCACACCACUUAAUACUACAGUAGCAAAGCCAAGUCAAAUGAUCCGAUGGCCAGACAGGCCGUUUUCCAUCUGCGCCAAAUGAAAACUGAUUUAAUAUCAUGGACACGAGUUGAACUCUGCCUGUUAAUCUCUUUGGGACAAGCUGCUAUAGUCUGUGUUUUUUAUAUGACAAAGCCUUCAUUGUGUCGGAGCAUAUUUAGCCACAUGUCUAAAUGAGUGUCAUAUAUAAAUGUUGAGCCAAGAUAGAAUCUCAGGAAUUGGUUUGUGGUCACAUUGCUGGAUUAUUCAACUUUUUCUUUGCAGAGUGAGAAUUGAGGAAGUAUUAAAUGGCCUUUUCACUCUAAAAUUCAGUGAGCUGUGUAAUCUGUAAUCCAUUGAUUUUUGGUUCAGCGUUUGCCCCCUGGGAUCCGUGUCUAUGUAAUGGCUCUGUGCUUGUUAUGUAAUUUUAUUUUGGCAUUUCCAUGACACACAUGCAGCUCUAGUUAGGUUGUUGGGUUAUAUUUUCUUUUCUAAAACUUGUUGCUACCAUGAGCUGAGACUCCCAAAGCUUUCCAUCCUGCCUGCCCGAACAGGAAGUGCCCACUUCUUCCUGUCCUUCAUCUUGUUGUGGGAGAGCAGAGGCCUGUCUUUUCCUAGAUAGAGCCGGUUUCCUGUGGCUGCAUUUGGGCUGACCAGAAGUUUAAGGCAGGGCUUGCCGUGAAUCCGCCCACUCUGUCUGAGCGUUCUGCCUGAUAGAGCAGAGUUGUUUUCAUACACAGGAGGGGUUACCAUAACAGAGAGGCAGCUGAUGAAGAGCCUGGCCUGUGUAUGUUUUCCUGUUAGCAAGUACAAGGCACUCUGGGAUUUAUUUAAGAUCGCCUCUUCAGAACAUACAGUCUCCUAAUGAAUUAUGACUCCAGCUUUCACAGCUCAUAAGGCAGUCGUUUUUCCUUUAUGAAUAUUUUUCCUGGCACUUACCGAAGUGAAUUAGACUUCUGAGAUUAAAGUUUGUUAAGUUUCUCUCACGAAUCCAGCAGAAGAGUGAUGUGAACUGAGAGAGUGAGUCGCUUUAAACUCUGUCAGUCCAACUCUCUCCCUUCGAUAUUUACAGCACAUCAAAACAACUCAAACUUCUAACAGUAGACACAUACAUCAGCCCAGUGGAGCCUGACUGUAGCAUAUUAUCAUCAACAGCUUUGCAAUCAAGCAGAGUUGAGCUUUGCCAUCUUCCUCAAAGGCCAUUAAGGUUGCUAUUUCAGAGUCAGCAGGACACACACUUAGGUGCAGAUGUGAAGGACAAACUGACUCACGAUCAGCUUGCCUUUCGUUUCCCUCUGUUAGUAUUAUGUGGUUAAUCCAGUUUGCCCUCCUCUGCAAACUGAUAUCGACUCAGGCAUCAGUCAGUGAUCUGAUAGAGACGGAGAUUGGAAUCAAUUGGACAGGGUUUGCAGAUUAUGUGACACUAAAGACUGCAAAAUCAUAUGUUGAGUCUCCUUAUUGAAGGUGUUUCAAUGUCAUUUUACCUAUAGUUUCAUAUACUGCUUUCUUUUGUCGACAUAAUACUGAAGGUUUAUUGACACUGGGCGCCCAAUACAUGCCAGCAAGCAAAUGAGGGAAGCAGGGCACCUAUUUCUUUCCUUUUAAAGCACAAACUGUUACAGUACCAACUAAAUACUCAAUCGCAUUUUUUUACAGAUCUCUCUUUGAAAGUCCCUCUGAGGACAUGGAUGCUUAUGAUCAUGUCUAUGUUUUGUCCAGAGUCUAAACAAGAGGUGCUCCCAGAUAUGUGCUUAGCUAAUGUUAGCCGUAGCACAGCAUGAUCAGGUGUCAGUUGGGGGUGCAACUGUAUGUCGGUAUGCACCAGCCUUGUCUGUCUGGGAAAUCACUCUACCUGUCUUGUAGAAAGUUUUCUACUUUCUGGAGACCUGGUGCACGGCUGCAGCCAAUGGGCUCCCAUUGAAACAUGCUUUGAAUUUAAGAUAUCAUCCUGAUAGUUUAGCAUAAUAUGAUAUUGUUUAUGUCUACCUGAGAGAGUCGAUCCAGUACGGUCUUGAGACUCACUCGAUACAUGAUUAGCCUACUUGUUGAAUAAUUUUCUGCCUUGUUUAAGACGUGUACAAAGAGGCUCAGUGCAUUUAGGGUCAAGGUUCAGUUUAGUUGAACUUUUGGCCACUUAAUUUGGCGGAAAACCAGAGCAACAUGCACCGCUAAGAUUUGUACACUUGCCCAAUUGGAAAUAAAUCAAAUGUGCUUUAUGCAAUGCUGCCUGUCAACCUUCUGUGUAUAGAUCCAGGAGGACUUUUUUACUCUGCUUUAGCUGUCAAAUGCACAUCUUUACAUUCUGCUGCUUGCAUGCACAUUUUGUGUUUUAAAAGUAGACCUACAUCUCUAGGUCAUGGGAGUACAAGCCUCUACUAAGCUGCUACAUAUGAAUGGCCCUAACAAACAGGUCUCCACAUUGCCGGGCCCACUCAUGAACAAGUGACUGAGAGAAAAAUAUCAAGAGUAGGUGGACACUGGUCUCUCUACCACAUUGAUACAUAAGCUUCGCAGGAGACCAGUCAGAAUAAAAGCCACCGGGUGAAACUGGUCAAGCAAAAUCAUUGCUGUGCACACGUGAACCGGCCUACAGAUUAAGCUCAUCGGAUUAAGACCUGAAAGGCACCACAACACUCCUGAGUGGAGAGUGAACAACACAUCCAUGCUGUCUGGUGGGAGAAAUGUCUAGAAGAGCAGUCUAAUGACAAACAUGUUCAUUUUUUAUGUCCUGUGUGUGCGUAUAGGUGUAUUUUCUCUCUGAACCUCCUGAAUUUGUCCAUCAAAGACCCAUUUUCCUCGCUGCUUCUGCUGCUGCUGCUGCUGCUGCUGCUGCUUAGCAUUAACCUGUAAUUGUGGUUACGUUUUAAAAAAGAGAUUUAAGGGACAGCUGUAUACUGACACUCUGGACCUUGUCAUUAUUUUUCUUUCUACUCAGUAUGUGGUGCUUUUGAUUCCCUGCCACAGAAAGGGUUUGCCUCUUCCCCUAAGUGGAGGUUUACUCUUUAACGCUGAUGAGUUUGAGGUUGGACUCAUUGUGAGAGAUGUUUAACUUUAACAAUCUUGGGUAAACAAGCUCUAAUUUUAUUCAUGCUAGCAAUUAUUUGAUCCAGCUGAAGUAUCUGUUAAACUUCACCUCUUUGAAUUUCAUAUCCACGUUCACAGACCAAAAUAGAUUAGGGUUGAAGGCAAAGGUAGACUAGCAACUCCCACGUUCUGCAGUUUAAAACUAAUAUUCCUGCCGUUAAGGUCUGGUGGCUUAAAGGAGACUAAUGUCCGGCCAACUCAUAUUCAUUUUCCCUGCCACAUGGAUCCUAACCUGGAGCUUUUCAUGUUGUUCAUCACUCCACUGGACCAUUAAGAGUUGAUAAAGUAGCAUUUGCUCAAUAUGCUAGCAUAACAUUUUCAUUUGAGACCUCUUCUUCCACUUCAUGCUAAAGAAAAGCUAACACCUACUGAGCGUGUUAGCAUGUUUUUAUUACUAUCAGCUCACAUCAUCUUUGUGCCUGAGUUUAAUCUCUCUGAGCUUUGAGCACGGCUGGAGUUUCUUGUUAAAUUCUGAAUACUUUGAAUGCCUGGAGGUGUGUGAAUUCUGCUUUCAGAGUUUUUACCCAGUUCUCAACAUAUGAAUACGACCUUUUUUGUUUUUUGGACCUGUGAUUUGUUAUUUUUAUGUUAGUGUUUAUGAGUUACCGAUAACCUAUAGGAUUAAGUGUCAAACACACAGCCCACUCUCUUUAGGUUAAUCUGCUUUGAACACCGUACCUUUCCCCUCGAGUGCUCCGGCUUUGCCCGGUUGCGGUCACUGACCUCCCAUUCACAUCCCCUAUGCAGCACAAGGCAGGAUCAGUGCUCGUCGGAUGUGGUUUUACACAGAGGGAUAGAUUAGCAUACAAUUAGCUUACACAAAACGUUGCUUCCCGUUGUUAGACUUGGGGCUAAAACCUCAUGUUUAAAAUUUAAUUUGUUUUCCAUCAUAGUGGAAACUACUUAGGAAUAUUAAUUUGUUCUGUGAUGAGGAAGGCGGGCUGCUGUGAAGAGUUUAGGAAAGUACUUAAAAUUCCUGCUUUGUGCUGCAUAGAUGAAAGUGAAAGUUAGCACUGAUGCUGUUAUCAUCCACUUGGGAUUUCCCUGAAAGUUUAGGGCUCUUAUUUGAACCGACUCAGGCAGCGGUGGGUAAAUGCAUCAUUAUGUAGGUAAACAGAGAAGAGUUAGAGACUCCUCAGUGUGAAGUUUCUCCUUUUUUCCCACAGUGCAUGCUGUUAGCCUAAUUAAACAGUCUACAGUCUCUGCAGUUCUCAUCGCUCACUCUUGUGGCUUUGUGCAGAGUGCAGUGUGUGGAUGGGACCUGCCACAGCCAGAGGGGAUAAACUCUAAUGACUUUUCACCAGGCCGGCUGCAUAGUUGACAUUCUUCACUCUGACACACUGUAGGCCGGGGAGGGGAUAAGGGGGAGGGGCUGGACCUACAGGAGGCGGGCUGUGAGCUGGAUGGUUUACAACUUACCUUUGGAUAUUUAUGUAGACCUGGUUUGUUUGAAGAAAGAUGAGACUCCCUUGUUUCACAUUGACUAGAGCCCUCAUGGUGAGAAAUAAUUAUAAGACUGAACUUACUCUUAAUUAGUGUUUGGCGUUAUGAACAAAAUCUUUUAUCACGGUAUGAGUUAUUUCAUAUCACAGUAAUGGUAUAUAUCACAGUAUGUUAUUACCCCUGUAAAUUCAAUAAAUGGCUUAAAAAUAACCAUACUGUCGCAUUUGUUCAUUUUCCUUUUGUUUUUUAACUUUGGUGUAUACAAAUGCAAACAAAAUGACAAACCAGUCUGGCGUUUUUUAUCACCUUUGGCGAAAGACUCUGCCAAGCUCUUUUUGUAUAAGAGGAGCUGCUGCAGUUUUAGUUUUUUGUGCAGCAGAUGCCCCACGCAUCUUUUGGCUUUCAUAAUAGAGCUUGGCUAGUUCAUCUUUAGGUGGUGAAAGAGGUUGCUGGUGUUUCCUCCUCCAGCAACGACAGCCACACGACACUCUUUGCAUGAAUCUCGAGACAACUGAUGUUGCGACUCGCACCCUUUUUCCGGAAUGAGAUCCUCCUUCUCAUCCUCAUGUUGGGUGGGUUGGGCUGCCUCUGUUUGCUCGGUACUGCCACUAAUCUCCAUGUUUCUUCCAGCUGUUUCUUCUUCAUUGAAACUAUGCCAAGCAGUUUGCUGGACACGCUGGUGAUUAUAGGGAGCGCACCCAAACCUGACCAAUCAAACGGAUUGGUGAAUAUAUGAAAACGCACCCAAAUGGAUGCGCUCGGCUUUCCUGUUAGCUAGCGUAGACAACUACACACUGACUCAGAGAGAAGCAGCAGACAUCUGCUCUCAUUCGCUUCGGUACAAAUGGUACAGCAAAAUUUCUACCGGUAGACACUUUUACAGUCACACUCAUACAGUCAUACCUCCCAACACUACUCUUGAUUAUGCAAUAGAAUUACCUACAUCAGCUUUGAUUGAUUGACAUAAAGUGGACUUAAGUAAUGUGCUGAAGCUCUUAAGUCGAACUGUACCACUGUACGUACUGCAGUACUUCACAACACAGGGCCUUGAUAGGAAAAAACUGAGAGGCAGCUGGUUGUGAAAGGAGUCCCGAUGAGUUGCUGGAUUUUCCCAUUCAAGAAAAAUUUACAUGAAACACUGAGCUCCUAUUUUUUUUUUUCUUGAAAGCUGAAACAGCUCCAUUGUGCGCUCCCAGCCCACAAAAAACAAAUGAGAUCUGCUCUAAGUCACAAAUUCACUGUGAUUCAGGGCCUUUGUUUAUAAAAUAUUCCUGCGUCUGCUGUUUUAACAGCUGAAAGCCAGAAAAAAAUGAAAGGGAGGGAAACAGUACAUCAGCUAAAAGACAUAAAUGAAAGUCUUUCUCUGUGGGAAAUAAUGUGACCGUGUUAAUCUGUGUUUGGUUUUUCUGUCAAAGCCGGUGCAAACAGUAGACGCAGAGCUCUCCUGGAGGGUUUGUUGUUGUUUGCUCUCUGAUUGUUUAAAAGGACUUAGCUGUAGGAUGGUCUGAUUGUGCGCUCCAGCCAUAGCCUGGAUGUAUAAAUAAAGCUAGCUGUGUUGUGUUUAUGGAGGAGCAGCAGAGUGGAUGUGUGCCUGAAGGUCUGUGAAUCUCAAAAGAUCCUAGACUGUGGAUUGGGAAUCUUUAGAUAUUGUGCUGUGGGUUACAGAGACACUAUGAUUGUUGUUGGACGUUAUAUAUUGCACAAGCAACACCACCUCCCCUGUUCUUCAACGUGCACACCGCUGUGCAGAUAAACAGCUCAGUAUCCCUGACUUGACUUAAUCCCCUUUUCAUGUCUCCACUCUUAAACGUCUAACACCAUCCCCCACUCACGUAGCUCACUUUCAGAUUCAUUACACUCACUAGUGUUUCUUCACAAAUAUAGCAGAACUGUUUGUGCUUCAUAAAAGUGUUUUUCCAGGAACAUCCACUCCCAAAUAUUUUAUUCUCUGUCUUUCACGUCACAAACGAAAGCCUCGGAUUGUUUGUUUCAUGGCUGGUGUUUUCUCAAGAAACUGACGCAAGACUCCAAAAAUGUCAAAUCCAUCUUUGUUGCUAUGGUAGCAGUACAGCUCAAAUCAGUAUUAACCUGAUCCUUCAGGCAGGUUAAAAAAAUCCAGAAACAGAGACGUAGGCAGCUGCAGAUAAUUUAAUUUUUCUUUCUUUGUCAUGACAGAGUCCUGGUGGAUUUUGCGCGCUGCUCCACACUGAAAAUCAUCGGCUUCUUGAACAGACAAACAAUGUAGUUCAAUAUUGACUGUCCCAGUAAAGCUGCUCUAAAAUCGGGAUGUAUCCCACAACAUGUGUUUCCUCUGUCAGGAAAGGAGGGCGUUUUAGAGAGGAGGGUGCUGGGCACAGCUUGGUGCCAACUAACUGGAAAGAGUUUCGCAACAUGUUCAAAGUUAAUCACAUGUGUGAGGCUGUUAUAAAAGCAGAUAUAUUUAAGAUGUUUGGAAGUUCAUAGAUGAAAUGGGCUGUCUUUUUCAGUUGGUCAAUCAUCUUCUGAGAGUGUUUAUUACACAAGACAAAUAAUUACAGACUUGCAGACGAGUUUUCUUCCCCUUUAAAUGAAUAUCAUGUUGAGGAGAGGAGUUUAAUACAUCCUUUUCUGCACAUAAACAUUAAACAUGUGCACCAGUAAGUAUUCCAGGAACAUAUUAAAUGCUUCACUGCAAAGCUAAGGCUUUAAACUGUAAUAAAUCCUGCCUUACAGACAGAAAUAGGGAAAGAAAAGAUUUCACAGGCUACAAUACUGCCAGUUUUGGACUAUGCAGACACUCAGCAGCUUCAGUCAUGGGGUCACAAGGUACCGUAUAUCACAGCGCUCUUCUCUUUAUCACAGGGCACAGAUUUCAAACUCACCAUUGUGACCCCCAUCCCUCAUUAGAGAAGGUACUGUUGGCUCAACAAAGACAGAAACCUGAUAGUCUGUCUGAAGAAUAUCUGCUUUCUUGUAACAAUUCAAGCUCAAUAAAACUGAGGAGGUCUUUGAUGACAGCUCAGCGGCCCUCUCUGGUAUCAUAUGAUGAUUUUGAAUUGUGGUAUUUUGUAAAUGCUUUUUUUGCACAUUAUUGAUGAAACAAGUCGUAUUAGUUAAGGCUUUUUGGUUUUGGCCCUUUUAUUUGAAUACAUAUGAUCCAAAAACAUGUUUUAACCCAUUUAAUCUCAUUGAUAGCAGUUUCUGUUAUCAAUGUUAUCAAUAUCUGUUUUUCCCAUGCUCACUUGUCCAUUAACAAGUGGUAUACAAGUGUAUAAGGUUGGGCACUUCUUGUGGCUGGUAGUUUAUUUAUUACUGAAAAAAUCUGAUAUUUUCAAACUAGUUCUUUUACUGUGCAGUGUCCAUCAUGUAAGCAUCUUAUUAGUGUUUUUGGUGUCCCCAGGGAGCUGGAGAGUGGUGUGGUGUUACAUCUAAACCCACUGCCCCUUUAGUGGUGCAGGUGCAUGGACAUACGUUCAUCUCCUCCUCCUCCUCCAUCCCCUGUUUCCCCUGAUUGUCAGCAGCACUCAUUGAACCAGGCUCAAGAGGAUUUCCACUGAUUACUAACAAAGAGCCAGCUGAGAUUAGCUGAUCCUUAAAGGGCUCCCUGCCACCCCACCCACCCAUUAUCCCCAUCCUGUCUACAUGUCUUCAAGUCUGAACCUUACCAGGCAGUGUAUGUUUUGAUUUUUCUUGAUGUUACAUGUCAUUUACUUUACUCUCUGUACUUCAAAGUUGUUUGUUAUAUGAUCCUCUCUUCUCUUGUCUCUUCUCGUUUGUUCGACUUUCACAUUAAAUCCCAUGCUCAUGCUGUUUUGCAGUUAAGAGGCUAUAAAGGUUAAUCUCCCCCUAACUACAUCUCAGAUUGAGUUUAUAUCACUCUCCCAGAAGUGUCGAUCUACAUUAAAUGACAGUAGCUACAGUCCCAAACCCGACACCAUGCCCCUGUCUGAACCGGCCUGUUGUGUGGGGCAUUAUCUUCUGCUCCAAGUAGAAAUUAAAUCACUUCAAUAAAUGGUUAACAAGUGAUGGCCCUAUUUUUUAUUAAGGAGCCAAACUCACUGUGUAAGUUAGUUGUUAAUGACUAACAAGAGCUGUGUUAUAUAUUAACUCACCUUGAAGUGAUUCAUCAUGUAAGCUGCUAACCCUGCCGUUUUAAACUGAGCACGCGUACGGCUCUGUAGCCCUGAUUAUUUGUUUAUUUCACAUUUUAUAAAAAGCAUCUCCUCCCUCCUGAUUGCAGCCGUUAAACACUGUCCAAGAACCUGCACUUGACUGAGAGUGUGUCUCACCUCCCUGUGGCCUCACGUCAGACCAGUGCGGGCUUGUUUCAGGAUGUCUCAGCUCUCAGCCUCCACGCUGCAUGUCAGAGCCUGAGCAUGAUGACAUCAACUCCUCGAAAUGCGCCCCACACCUGGGAACUGGCCACUGACCUGUCGAAAUCACAAAAAGUGAUGAGAGGUUCUCAUUUAGGUUACAUUCCUGGGCUUGUAGCAAAAGCAUGAUACUUGGUGAUUCAGGGUCCUGCUUCUUACUUGUUUUGUAUCAUGUUAAAGCCAAGAAGCUCUUAUUUACACAAGGAUUUUAACACUGUCAAAACACAGUUUUUGUGACUGUUUUCCCAUCAAGUAGUUCACAUCACUGGUGUACGCACACCUCUUCUUCCUGUGUAACAGCUCCUGUGUUGGGAAUAAUUGUUUCCACGCUGAUCUGUAUGGAAAUGACACACAUGUGACAAACAAUGGCUGCUUUAUUCACAAAGACAGUCUGGGUGUAUGGAGGGAAGUUAUGCCUUCUGUUUCCACAACUGAGUAAACCUCAGAAUUAUGAGCUUUUUUUUCACUUUGCAGAAAUAUUUAUUUAGUUUACACUGCUUUAGUAACAUAAUUAUACAUGUGAGGAUUAAAGCAGAUUUUCUGUAUAGGAGAAAAAGGCUGUAAAAUUGUGUUGUUGUAUCAUCCUGCGCCUGAAGGUGGCAGUAAAAGCAUGCAGACGCUGAUUCAUAUUAUUCCUUGUACCUCUGUGGAGAGGUGUGUAUGUGUGUGUGUGUGCAUACUUUUCUACAUUUGGAUGUGCUUGAAAACUGUGUAACUUCCAAAAUGACUUUUAUCUCUAAUCCAUCCCUCUUGUAGUUUUCUUGUGUAUUCAGCAGCAGUUGAUCAUGCAACCAUAUGAAAGCCAAAGCAACUGCAAUUGAUUUAUAAAAAAGGCUAAUUUGUAAAUCCACAGUUUGAUCGGUGUACAGGGAGAGUGAGUAAGCAAGUAUUAUUUCACUGGAUCGCUUAGUUGUGUGUAAUAUAGCCAAACACAGUUAGCAGGGGGGUAACAGGGCGACUGACUGCAGGCCCUCAGGGCUUGGCUCUGCUUCAGACCAUCUCUGCUGGAGCUGCAGUGAUGGCUGUGGAAAGGCACAACUCAGUUAGAACCAUGUAUUAAUGAUGAACUGAACCCACUGCAGCCACCCCACUGCAGGUCCAGAGGAGCUACAUGACAGACGGACUCAGCGUCAGUUUGUGCGUGCGUGCGUGCGUGCGUGUGUGUGUGUGUGUGCGCGCGCAUGUGUCUUUUGUGCAAAUUUUAGUUAAUCUGCAUCUGGAGGCCUCACAACAAAGAAAAGGAAGUGGUACCCCCUCAGGAAAAAUGGGUCAUUUUUUCUCCUGGGAUAAAUAAACUAUCCUAAAAUACCAAGUGAAAGGAAAAGGAUGUGGCUCCUGUUGUAUUUGGUUUGUAGCAUUUAAAGAGGGACAGGAUAACCUGAUGUCAACCCCAGGACAAAGACAGACUUGAAUUUAACCUAAGAUACGGUUAAGUGGAAAAACUUCUACCUGUUAAUUCAUGGGAUCGACUUUUUUGUUGUUACUGAGUCUGGGUGUUGUGAACUCAACAGUCAUGUUGUGACACUUUAUGUAACUGAACCAUAGUUACUAGACUGGCAUUCUGACAACUCAGCAGUAGAAAGGCAGACGCCAAACAGGCAUGAUUUGAGACUGCCUCUUUGGUUUUAAAAAUCCUCCUUGUGGCUGAAAAUGAAUUAAAAAAAUAAAUUUUAGAACUAUUGUUUAUUUAUUGUUUCAUACAGUUUGUCUUUUUUUCGAGGUACUAAAUCAUUGAUUGAUAAACAAGGGUCUUUUGGGGGGGAUACUUUGUCAUUAUUACAAGGUUUAAAGUCUUAACUUUGAGAAACUGAGUUCUUCUGUGGAGAAAUUAUGACCUUUUUUAAAUACACUUUUACACUGUGUCUUUUCUCAAGACACUAAAACACGAGCCGACAGUACUCAAUCAUUACAAGUACCUCUUGUUUCCCCUUUGGAAAUACUGUACAUCUUUCACUGGAGACAAGUUGUCUUUAUUUUGAUACACCUAGAAGUUUGUUAAGGUACUCAAAAUUUCAAGGCUCUCAAUCUGUACCUACAACUACUUUUUUGAUAUAUGUACAUAACUUUAAAAUAAUGUAGGCUCUGUCUUGUUGAACUGGUAUGUAACUACUUGACCAGGGCAAUGUAAAUAGAACAGGUAUGUGGAUGUUAACCUGCAAGGUGAACUGAGGGUUGUUGGUGCUAAUAGUAGUAACACUGGCAUAGCUGUCGACACGGUUGACUCAGAUACUCUAUGAUCUCUAUGAUCCCACGUCAGCAGUGCUGAUCAAUCUGAGGGUGUUCUUACCUUUAGAUUAAUUGGUGUGAUAGAAUCUAAAUUACCAAUAAAUAAACCAUGAUUUUUCACUUCUAAACACCACUUAUUUUGACACACUGGGUAUUUAACUCAUUUCAAAUCAGAGCUCAGUAGUUUGGAGUAAUUAGUCUUAAUUUUUAGGUACCAUGUCAUUAUUUUGAGAGAGUUCUCUAUUGUAGUUUAAUCAUUUUUUUCAUUAUUUUAAACAAGUUUAACAUUAUAAUACCUUAAUGGGUCAUUUCUUUUAACACUUUGAAAGUAAUGGGUUUCCGUAGUUUCCUAUGGGGUUUUGUGUCUGGGUAUUUUGGGGUGUAAUGUAAACUUGGCAUCUAAAAUGUAGAGUCUUUGGAUUGUUGACAUUCCUGGCCUAUCUUUGUAGGCCACCCACAUGUAUAACUGUGUACCCUCCUCCUAACUUCUCAAACAACCCCCAUGAGGAACUUUUUAAAUCUUUAAACCCCCCCCAAAAAAGUUAUUCUAAAAACUCUCAAAGUUUGUCAGCUUUGGUGAAUUCCUGUGAAACGUCCGUGUAUGUUGAACCAGCAGAGUUCAGUAGAGAAAUAGUAGAGGUUAGCAUUAUUUAUAUAGAAAGAUAUCCACAAGAAAAAAGAAGUUUAGAUUGGGUUUGAAGGCCAGUGGGCAGAAAGGCAUGGCUUUGUUAUGACAGUGUUUACCCACACACAUCAGCAGGAAACAGCCACUUCCCUUCUGGAGUCCCUGGAGAGCUCCAGCUGGGAGCCAGCUUGUUUUAUCUGCCCGUUACUGCUGGAAAUGUGGCUGAUGUCACUGUGGUCCACCGCCUCUCUCUGAGCAAACACACACACACAGACUUCUCCCUGCAGAGCCCUUCAGCAGACCCUGUGCCUUGAAACAUGACCAGCUGCGGACUUGACCUUCAUCCUGCAGGAGCUCUUCAGAUGAGAUGCCAGCUCCUCCUAAACUCCCCUCUACUCCUCCAAACCACACAGAGACAUUUCUGUCUUUGUUGUGUGGAGGAUUGCCCAACUCUUAGUGUGAAAGGGAAAACUCGAAGUUGACCCCUCUCUGUCCACAUGUGCUGCUUUGAUGUUGUUAUGCGGCUCCACCCGCCACUCGCUGCUAACAGCUGGAAAUUGCCGUAUUAGUGUAAGUGGUGUUAUUUUGGGGUUACUGCAGGCCAGAGAUAGUGUCCUCGUGCUGCAGAUGUUGUUAGUGUGUCCAAGAACUUCAGCUAGGGAAAAAGACGAACCACUUUGUUCACUGUAAAAAAAAAAAAAAAAAAAUCGGAAUUCGAAUGACUAAAUGGCCUAAGUCCAUCUGUGCUCGUUUACAUCCAGGUAGCAGAGCAUCACAGCAUUAUAGUAGUGACUGUUGACUAAAGCUAUAGUCCCAGGUGACUGUGCUACAGCCUACAUACAACUAUUAGCUGGCAUUUCAGGCCUCACUUUGAUGGAUCAGUAAUUCUGGGGCUAACUAGUCAGGGUGACCGUGUUUUAUCGUUUAUUCGACCACUAUAAUUAUUGACAAUGGUCAAUAAGGCUUAUCCUUGACCUUAAAUGAGGGCUUUUGAACUGUUUAUGAAACAGUCUCAAUACUGCUGCCUCCUGAUGACCUUCAGAGCAAAGCAUUGUGUCAGCUUGAAUAUUGACUCUCUAUAUAUUGCUAUUUCGAAGCCUUUCAACUCUGUUUAUGGGUCAGGCUCCGUCAAAGUAAUUUACCGCAUUCAAAGCAAGCCUUUUGAAGAAUAAUGAGUGCACAUACGGCGGGCUCUGCCAAGGGAGAAGACAACGCUUUGUCCACAGUUGCCACUAAAUUCAACUUCUUCAUAGCUGCUUUAAGCUUUAAAAAAAAAAAAAAAAAAACGCCAAACACUCCAUGGUUUCAGCUUGGGCUGGGCAAUAAAACGAUAAUGAUAUAUAUUAAAAAUUUAUUUCCCUCAAUAUCGAUAUGAAACAUGGUCAAUAUAAAUUUCGAUAGCCAGCAUUCUGCCAUGUUUUGGUCGUCAUACGAAUAGCCAAUGAAAAGCCGCGCUGAAAUGACCAUUGAGUACACUUUCUCUAACACCUUACAAUAAAACAGAGACAGAGAGACCUCGCUUAUUGUAUUGCAAAAGACAUGCUACCAAUAAGCACUGUUAUAUUUCAUUUAGGAGUAACAGGGAACAUUUAAGAUUGACAAGUGAUUAUUUUAUAUUGUGAUAUAUAUCGAUAUCGACUGAUAUGAAAAAAAUAUAUAGUGAGAAACUUUUUCCCAUAUUGCCCAGCCCUAGUUUCAGCUGUAAACAUCGGACAUCGAAGAGAUGUGCAGAUCAAGUCAGUAUUGGGUCGGUCCAUCAAAGACCACAUCUAGACGUGCAAAAUAGGUUAGAAAUUUCGACGUCCAUAUUGGACCUUUUUUAGGCAUCCCUCUGACGUUUAGAAUUUGGACGUCAUCUGAAGACCAAAUCUAGACAUCGGCACAACGUGUAAAAUGGAUCCAAGAUUUAGACCUCAUUAUUGGACCUCUUUUAGACGUUGAAAUGACGUCCACAUUUGUACCUCAUUGUCGAAAAAAUAUGUUAAAUAGAUGUCAUUUCAAAGUUGCAUUGCGCAGUGAAGACAUGUUGCUUUUUGUUGGUUUGAUAUGGUUGUUCAUUUGGUAUUUGGGUUUCUAGAUACUUGGUAGACUAAGACAUGACAUUUGUAAAUGUCUCCUUGUUGGAUGUCAUCACUUCCUUGGACCAGUUGUUUAUUAUAUUAGAGAAUAACUGGCAAAUCAAGUCAUGGUUUUUGUAACUUGAAGGAGAUUAUUUUACUGUUUAUUUAACUUUUCAUAUAAUUUAAUUCAUAAGAUGACUUCAGUGUCAACCUCCAAAUUAAAACCAGUUAGUUUUUACAAUUUUGCGAUCGUUAAAUAUAAAAUUUUGGAAGCUUGGUGUUUGAAUUUGGUUUUGAAUACAUUACCAAGGUCACUCCAGGAGGUGUAGCCGACAGCGAAGAGUGAAACCCAGGCUGUGACAAUAGCAACAAUAAUCCCUGCAGCUCCACACAUCCAGCAGUGUCACAUCAGCUCUUAUCUCCUCUGCAGCUGCUGUGGGUUUUAGCAGAGCUGUGCAGCAGAGCUGUCACAUCCCACGGAGGAGGUUCAUACUGGAACAUCCACAGAUAGGCCCAUGCUGAGACUUAGCACACAUUUAAAAACCCCCCUACCAUUCUCCUUGCAGCCGCUCGGCCGGAGCUCCAGCUCAAGAUUUGACACAGUCCAACUGUGUGCUGCUGGAGGCCACACUACAGUACCUCUUCAUUUAUCAGCUACAGACAUGCACGGUAUAGAUGUACUGGAGCUGUGCACUAGAAGCUGUGUCACAGCAGUAGCAACAUACACUUUAUCAAUAUAGAUUUAGCUAAGGUGUUGUUUCUGUCAAAGUGAAUAAAAAUGUGAAUCUGUUUCAGAGAGAUAGAUUUAUUUCUGAGAAGCACUCAUUGUAAAACAGCAUGUUGCAGAGAUGCUUGACUUGAGGGCAGCGAAAAGAAAGUCUGCUGCACCUAAUGACUCAGCAACCCUCUGUCUGGCUUUAAUAAUUUAUCACCCUUGGAGUAUAUUGUAAGCCUGUUGCAGAGGACGCUACACAGACUCAGUCAAGCACACCUGGAGGUGUCCAGUCAUCAUUCUGUUGGCGCUUUACCGUAUUUACAGUGUAGUUUACAAGAUGAAUAACAGGAAAUAUAGGAGGCACUGAUCCAGAUUCAAAACACAGAUCCAAAAAGAUACCUCCUUAUCAGGCAUUUUGAAGUAUUUAACUAAGAGUGGGAGAAACAAUCAAUUCACAUAAGUAUUGCGAUUUUUUGUUUUACAAUUUUUAAAUCGAUUUUUAUGUUCAAAAAAUUUUUUUUUUUCAUAUUUAAGAACAAAUCUUAAAAACUGACUGACAUGUGAUGUGUAUUUUUUUGUGGAAAUAUGGUUCCAAUAGUCAAUAGACAAUCAUAAUCAUUCAACUGUUUCACUGGUGUUAAAAAUGCAGACUAAAAACUCGUAGAGGAAUUGAAUCGUCAGGAAAGCAUAUCGUCCCAGCCCUGCAAUAAACUGUACUUUACAAAAGACUGACUGCAGUUUUAAAUUCAGUUGCACCCCACCAUAGAAGUUCAGGUCUUGAUGGUUUUGUAAAGGCAAAACACGAAAAACUCUUAAAUAUGCAAAUACUGCUGCAAGCGUACAUGCUAUUACCUCCCUUAAAGCAGUGAAGAAGUCAGGUCCUAAUUACAGUGUUGCAGACCUGUCCUCACAUGUAAAAGAAGAAUCUGAGUCCUCAGGGCGAAUGAUAUGUGAUCACCAGCUGUCGCACUUCAAAGUCCGCCUGUAGCUGUUCAUCAUUGUUCAUUUGCCUGCCUUGUCAGAAAAAUAGUGACAAUGACUGACAGCAGCUCGUCUCAGAAGUUAAAGUGCAUUCUUGAGUGGAGAAACACAUUUUUGUUUUUUUCUCGAUUUAAUGCAUUUAGAUGGUAGAUAAGGUUAUAAUCCACUCAAAGCCUACCAGCUAAGCCUGGCCUAGUUUUUAUUUUAUUUUACUUAUUUACUUACUUUUGUAGAAUGUACACAUUACGUCUGACGCAACCUCCGACAAAAGGGUUACCAGCUCUAAAUGUCUGUAAAGAAAGAGUUGGAAAAACUUGCUAUCCUUCCUUCCCGUAAAGCCUCCAAAAGGGGAUUUGUGUCUUUGCAGCUUCUGCCGAUGCUUCUUGUUAUUCAGUAUAAUACGCUCAUAAUCCUUCAUAGCUGGGGCAGGAGGAUGAAGACUGGAUCUGAGGUGUGAGGAAUGGGAUAAAACCAAGAGGAAAUGCAUUUCCUUAAAAAUCAAUGGGCAAAAUCAAAGUCUUAAAUUCUGCCUCUAACAGCUGCUCUCCUCUGCUGCUCUUUCUGUACUCUAACAGCUGAAUGUAGUUCAGUGUGUCAAGCACUACUGAAAUAUUAACACAGCAGCAGUCUGGAGUGAGUGCAAGCAAAACCAUGAUGUAAGGCAGUACUACACUUUCCCCAAAUGUGCAUGCGUUUGAAUGCGUUUCUGUCAGUGCGCUUUCUUACAAGCAGGUCAGUCAGUCAGCACCUUUUAAGGUUUCUUGUUUAUUGAUCUGUAGAGGAGGUUUCAAGACAGAUGCAUGCGUGCUUCUGCAACAGAGUUAUGCGGGUUAGCUGCUGCCGGUGAGGCUUACUGUACUUCCCUGGUUGCACCAUUUGCGUGCCACUGUGACAAGAAGGUCUCCUACAAUUCCCAGCGAGGUCUUUGAAUUUGUGACUUAAAGCUAGAGGCAGUAAUGAGUAAACUACAGUAAAUACAACCUUGUUUCCAUCAUGGGUUUGUUGUAUUUGGGUUUAUAUGCCGAUAUGUUUCACAAAAAGAGCUGAAAGUGCCUCAGUAUGGGUAUUAAACACAUAUGCACUCAAACACUUGUCUUAGGAAUGUGAAUUUCCAAUAUUUCUUCAAAAUGCAGCCUUUGACGAACUUAACAAUUUUCUGUCUUUCACGCUUUGUUGUUCUGCUCGCCGUCCUGAGACGUUUUAAUCAAAGAAGGAUGAGUCAUUCCCUGUUUUUUUAUGAUUAAAAUGUUUCAUUCCACCCCCAAUAUUUCUGUGUACUUGGCAGAGGAGCCAACAUGUGAUCAGGCGGCAGCUAAUCUUUUUUAGGGGGGAAAAAAAGUCUUUUUGAUGUCUUGACCUACAAGUUUGAAAUCCUCCCAUGCCCUUGAUAUGUUUCACACAGAGAUUUCUUUGAAGCAUGUGUAAGGUCCCUGCAAUUUCUACCAGGAAAGACAAUACAGUUGGUUUGUGAUGUUUUUCAUUAAUUUUAACAUGAUUCCUCUAUAAUGCCUAAUGCUGCAUAUUAGAUGCCAUCUAUUGAGUGUGAUUCAUGCACCUUUUCUGCCAGUGUUCCCUGACUGAACUAAAUAAGCAUUCAGCCAUAUUGCUAUUUGCCUGACCAUGGAAUCAGACUCUCCCUCUGGAUAUACGCCUGCACUCAUAGUGAAAUAAGUGGGUUACUCUAAUUCAUCCGGUUUCCCGAAGGAGUCUCGUUUUGUGGAGUAAAAAUUAAGGGGAUUUAUUCAGUAAUUCAUGUGUAGCCAAAUCUACAGUAUUCAAAUGCUGAAAUGAAUGAAAAUUUAAAAACUGGAAGGGAUUAGAAAAUGCACACAGUGGCUUAGAGGAGAAUGAGCAAGAGAGACAGAUGCACACAAAAGCUCACACUGCACCGAAGCUCAGCAUUGGCUGAAGCUGCAACAGAACUCUCACAGCAUCCUUCAUCCCCCCAUCCCUCGCUCUCUCUCUCUCUCUCUCUCUCUCUCUCUCUCUCUCUCUCUCUCUCUCUCUCUCUCUCUCUCUCUCUCUCUCUCUCUCUCUCUCUUCCUCACUGUAUCUCGUCUGCUGACUGAGGUAUUCCUGCAAACACAGACUGGGGAAGCCAGGAAUUACAGUCAGACUCUCUUUUUUUUGUACGUGCAUGAAUUCACUCUCCUGCUUUCCUCACUUUGGAUCCUUUUUGCCUGGACUCCAGCGCUUUUUUCUUGGGUCAGAAACUGAGGAUUUGCGGGUCAGAGUCACAUCAUGGACCAGGGAGAAGCAGGGGACAAUCAAGGAAACUGGGUCACUGGCAGGCUCUCCUGACUGAUGCCUGUGUGGACCUGGAGGAAUGGGGUGCACCACCAGCACGGUUGUGUUUGAUGGGCUGCGUACAGUCUUAGAGAGGAACUGUAGCGGCUACAUCUGUAAGGGAGCAGCUGAGCCCAUUGGGCCGUCUGAGGCUGAGCGAGCGCUGAGCAGGAGAGAGUCGCGUGUACUACCAACACCGAGAGUGCUGAAGGUGUGUGUCCAUGUGAUUGCACAUGUGGGAUUCUGUCUGGUUGGCACGAUGAGUCGGGUGUUUCACAGUUCAUUACCAUCAAAUUAACAAAACUAUCUAUAGAUAUUAGCAGCAAUAUGAGAAUUUUUACACAUAUUCAUUUAUUGAAAAAUGUUAGUUUUUAUUCUUUACUAUGUUCAUCCUCUUAUUUAUGAAUUUCUUUGUUUUCUUUCUAACCUGAGCUGAUUUAAUAAAAAAAAAAAUAGUCCAGUGAGCCUCCUUUCAAAUUCUACUGUAACUGAUCCAAAGGCUCUUUUAUAGCAUUUAUUUUGUUCCACCAGAGGUUUCAUAAUGCUGCGAGGGCAUGAAGACAGUGAUGAGAUUAAUUCGUAGCCAUGGGCAAAUUAUAUUAAAGAGGGGAAAGCAGCAAAUCCUUGCAUAUGAAAAGCAGGAACCAGCAAAGACUUUCAUUGUUUUGCUUACCUCUAUUCCUUUUUCAGUUGGAUUUUUACUUUCAUAUUUAUAAAUUAUCUAUGCUGUUAUCAUCCCUCAUUUCCUCUAAACAAAAGGAAAAUGCAAAGCAAGAAAAAUAGAUGAGUACGAGUGGAAUAAAUCAUAAAAUAUGUGCAGGCUGUGCAACAUUUCCCCCGUCAGUGAAACAUCCUUGAUUUCCCAGAUUUCCUCUAAGACAAUAGCAAACUGCAAAACAUGACUGUAAUAAAUGACUCAAAUUGACUUCAGAGUAAAUAUAGCCAGCAAGCCAUUAUGAACAAGAGUACACCUGCUGGUGGAUAUUCACUGACAAUGGAUGCAAGAGUUGCAGUAGGAAUCGUCAUCCUCGCUCCAGCUCUGUGCAUAUGCAUGCAUGAGUGUAAACAGUAGGAAAUGUAGGGCAGUAGGAGGGCUGCAUCUUGCAUCUCACUAAGCGCUGCACGGGUUAAAGCCUGCGUAGCGAGGGAUGUGGGUGAGGGGUUGAGGGGGGACAGUGAGAGCUCUGUGUCUGCUGGAAAUCAAUCACAGUUCUUCAUCUGUGAACCAGCGGGCUUGGCAGGGCUUCUGCCGCUCCGUACCAGCUUGUCUUGCCCUUCUUGUUUGUGUUGACUCACGGCUGUGUGCGUGUGAUGUCUCUUUCCUGUCGCUGGUUCAUCAGAUUCACAGCAGAGUAACAGUGGUUCCAGCUGAAAGCAGGGAAUUAGGUCAAGGGCAUGGUUGCUUCUCCUGGCUCGGGGAUGGCCUUAUCACCCAGACGUGGGAUCAUUUAAUCCUCUGUCAGCAUUCAACAGUCUAACAAAUCAAUACUUAAAUGUGAGCCGGCGAAGUGGUGUGCUUAGCACAUAUUUGUCAAAGUUCAUCUGUAAGGAGCUUUAAAACUAACAAAUGGCCCUGAAAAGGUUAGUAGAUGUAACUCAACCCAAGAAAACACCAGUUAAUAACCGUUUAAGUGAAGCAAAAAUAGUGAAUUAUAAUAAAUACAAACCAGCAUCUCAUCAGGUGAAUAAAUAAGCAAGCUAAGGAUACUUACUCAAAUCGUAAAGUGUCUUUUUAUCUUAUUUUCAUGAACUGGCUAGCUUAAGAAAAUUAGCCAAAAUGCUUUACCUAUUGUUAAAAUACUUAAGUUGGAUGUCUGUUAUUAAACUUCAUAAAUCAGGACUGUGAAACUAGCUAGCUUGGCUAAAAACACAAAGAAACAGCCUAUCCACUGCACUGAUUUCUGAUAACCCAUAAAUAUGUAUCAGUGGGCUACAGACGUUUCAGUGACAGUAAUGCUGACGCUGCAUUUCAUACUGAACUUCUGUAACAAUAGGAAACACAUUUCAGCUCUUUUUAAUCCACUGCGCCUUGUUAUGUGUUAAGACAGUCUGCCUUUUUAAUUCCUUGUUAUUGCAGCAGGUUGUGAUGUCAGGGAGUUUUAAGCAGAGGAGUGCUCUUAUAUGCAGUCACAAACAAAGCUCUCUGUGGGUCUGCCUGUACUCUAUAUUAGAUGGAUACAUAGUUAAAUGCUUUUUUCACUGUUACAGCACACUGAUUACAACAGCUCUGCCUUUUCCUUCCUCGUGGAAACUUUAUUUUUAUUCUCUCAAGAGCCUCCAAAAAUAAAAGCCAGUGAUUUGAGAUAAUGUAUUUUAGGGUUUGCUGUUGUUCUCACACACUGGGUCUAAAUAUCAGAUGCUGUUUUCAAGCUACUAGUUGGAUAUUGCUUUGUUGGUUUGAAACUAGAGGUGAUAAAUUUUGGAGAAAGAGGAUUUGGCAAACAUUGACAAAACUGAAUUAUACACUCAUUGCCCAAGGCUGCUCCAGUACUUGUUCUUUUAGAUGAUUGGCUGCAGUAUUUCCCACCAAAGAAGAAGCUGUUUGUUGGGGGCUGACAGUGAGCCUCUUUAUUUGGCUAAAAUCUGCAUAAAAAUUCUCCAAAAGGCACCAACACCAGUAAGAAUAGUAAGGUGGAAAUGUGAAGCUACAUUUCGACAGAUCAGUUUGGUACAGUACUGUAUGCAAUUAUUUUUGUCUCUAGUGUAAAAAGGUAGAAAAGGCACCAAAAUACCAGAUUUGAACCAUCCUAUAUCUCUUGGGGGGCCUGUAUGACCCUAAAAGGUGGAGCUUGACACUCUGCAGUCUGUGACUGAGUGAGGUGAUUGAUUAUAACUCUCCUAACCGGAUUUUAAUUGUUGAUCAGUCAAAUACUUGUUCAUGAUCAUUUAUGUUCAUAUGAGAGAGUGUCUUUAAAGGUCAGGACGGUCUUUUUAGGAAAUUAUGAAAUGUACACAUGGAGCUGAGCAGUGAGAGGGGCACAGAGUGAUUGCACAAAAAGAAAAAAAUGGCUUAUAACCAGAUACUAUGUGAAAAGUUACAUAUCUUAUCCAUGGCUGAUUUGAUUCAUGACAACUCUUUUCCAGCUAAAUUCACUGUAGGCUCAAAAAGAACUGUUCUUGAGCUAAAUAACUGUCCUGUACAAAACUUCAAAAUAAAAGCAUACUGUGAAAACAAAUGGAAGUCCCUUGACAGAAAAAAAAUGGAUCAGGCUUUUGUUUUGAAAAGUAUUUCAGAAGUCCUUAUCAUGCUAUAUUUUCAAACUUGUGGCAUGAAUAUAUGUGAUACAAAGUCAAUACAGCCUUCAGCUUAUCAAUUAUUUGUCUGACUUGGCUGAGUGAAGAAAAUCGUAAAGCCUCAGACUCUCUCUAGAUUUUUCAUGAGAAGAAUAUGAGACGCACUGCUCACGCCAGCAGCCUGAAUGGCCUAAUCUGUUAACAUGCACACUGAAAUGAAAAUCAAGCUGUUCCAGAGCCAUCAUGCACCCAACAUGCUUAUGCAUGAAGAGCCAUGGGCAUAGUUGGCUGCAGACACGCCAACAAGAUCAGGGUUUACUGUGCCAGACUGAACCAAACCAGACUACUUGGUGGAAACUAACUGUAAGUGUCUCAAAUGUGAUAACACUAAACAGACAACCCAUGCCCCUAAUUAUGCAUUACUCCAAGCUUUAAUUUAAUUAUACUAAUUAAAUCAACACUUCCAAUAAUUGUCAUGACUAGGAUAUUCAGUGGUCCUUAUUAUUGACCUGACAGUAAACAUAUUGACUAAAGCUUUACUCUCAGGAAUUUUGACAUAAAUAUCCAUGUAAUGUGCAUUUGGAGCCUGCCUCAAGUGGCAUUUAAAGAAACUGCUUGCUACCUUAAGAAUAAAACAAUCAAUCUAUCAAAAUCAUCACUUUUUCUUGCCAAAAAAAUGUCACCUAGCAGGCUGGAAGUCAAUAGUGCCAUGUUAUACUGCUCUUGUUCUUUAGAAAGCUACCGAGAACACUCAGUGUUUACGUUCUGAUAUUAUUUGCUUUCACAGGGGUUCAGUUUCCUUCCUUUAUUUCUCUGAAAUGUUUGAGGCCCACAAUAAUGCUGCGCAGAAACACUGAGGUGUCUGCUGCUUUUAUCAGAGGAAUGUUGUUGCAGAGAAAGGAGGUGAUGUCAGCUCGGUUACAGAUGAAAGCAGCUUUCAUCUCAUGAGGUUUUGGGAGGCUUGUGAUUUUUGACUUUUACCGAAACAUUCGUGAGGAGUCUUUUAUACACUGUUCCUCUCUGGGGGGUUGAUGAAGAACCAAAGUAUGUCUGAGAGUGACAUGAAGUAGAAACUAUUACAUGAUAAAAAACAUUUAAUGGAUUGAAAAAUGUGACAAACACUGUUGUGACUGCAGUCUACAUUUUUUCGUUUAGCUGGUGUAUUCUCAAGGUACAGGGAUAAACAUGUCGAAGUGUGUGGGCCUGAACACUAUUCAAUAAUUCUCUGAAUAAUAAAGUAAAUUCUCGGUAUCCUCAUUUAAAGGUGGAACAUUUCAAAGAUAGCCCUCUAAGUGUUUGCCGGUGUAUCCCUAAGGACCCUGACAGUCAAUAAGACCACCCUCCUCCAUACAGCUGUUAUGUUUUAGCCUAAUGGAUCUACAGUAAGUCAACAUCUGCUUUGUUUUUCUUCGUGAUUACUUCCUACUUUUGAGAAAUUUCAGCCACCCCAAUGGUGCUUUAAGGAGGGACACAGACGUCACAGUAUUGACGUGUUUGUGUGUUCGUUUGUGUGUGUGUUUAUUUUGCUCCAUACUUGCUGACUGAUGCACUGAACCAUAAUGUUUUCACCAGCACUUAAGCUCAUGUACUUAAAGAUUUUCUGGGUGCUGCUGCAGUUUGAUUUUCACACAGAUCUGACGGCUGCAUCAUUCAUGUCUAAUACUGUUAGUUACUUUGAAGUCGUUCACUGAUCAAUAAAGCUCCAAAGUUACAACACACUCUUAUGUUCUUCCUCUGCAGGGUGAGACGACUAUCUUUGCCUAGAGAUUGCAUCCUGUUAUUCUUAAUGCCAUUGUAUCCCACAUCCUACUGUAGUGAUGGGACUAACAGAGCUCGUCGUGUCAUUAUCACCUCUAUGUUAAAAUCUCAUUCUCUGCUCACAGUACACUACUCUCCAGGGGAUGGACUGUAAUCAGGCUGCAGGACAGAGGGUUCUGGUCCUGCUGCUAUAGCUUGGUGGUGAGGGGUGGGCCGUGUUUUUGUUACAUUCCUGGUUACACCCUGUUUUUCUUUGGCUGCUUUAUGCUGGGAAGGUCCAGUGAUUGCAUCAAGUCCUUGUUAUGUAAUGAAGAAGUCCAGUAGUAGUUCUGUCCAGGCUGAAAAUAAUGACUUGAUGGAUGGCUGUGAUAUUAAGCUGACUGGAAUAGGGUUGUGUUAGAAUAGUUUUUGAUUGCUCGUAAAGUUUUAAAGACAAAGUAAUGGAGUAAUGAGAACAGAGAAUAAGACCAACCCAAAUCUGGUCAACCAUAGCCACUAUGACUAUACUUGACACGGCAGUAACAUCGACACUGACUGUUAAAAGGCAAUGUAAUCAAGCAUGGUAUGUAUUAUGGUUAACUAAAUUAAAAGGAAUUACCUAAUUUGAAUAUUGUGUAAGACUGUUGUGGCGCCAAUGAUUUAAAUUAAUAACUUGGGGAUUGGGGAUGAAAUGGUCUUCUUUUCUGACCAGUAUCUCUGAACCACUACCCACAUCCCUGACUUUUUGUCCCACCGAGCAAUGCAAAAUUUUCAUGUGGUCCAAAGGAGUUUACCUACAAAGCAUAUUUAAGUACAUUUACUGUAAGCUGCAAACGCUUUUUUGACAACAUCCUGUUAGUCAGCUGCUGACCAUUGCAAACACUUUGUUGCUGAACACAAGUGUUUGUUCUACCAUUAAAAGGGCUCAAUGUGCCCUCCUGCUUAGACCAUCUUUCCCAUAAGAAACACUCUCUGUUUAUUCCUGUGGAUAAAUCUGCAAAACAGUGCAAAGUCUGAGAUUGUUUUAAAGACCAAGAAGAAAAAAACCUGUGCACUGUACCAAGCCGUGUACAGCAGUUGUAUAUAUUACAGGACUGUGAUGGCAAAAGGGAGUCUCUUUGAAGAUAUUUAUCUCCUUCAGCUGUGGAUAAAAGUUGUCUGGGAAAGAAAGUCCAGCUUUGUACAAGCAUACAGAUCAAAGUAAAACAUCUAGUUUAGUAAUGUGGCAUGACUUUCUUUGCAUAAUUAAAGGAAAUGUCUAACGAGGCCAUUGGCUUAUCAUUGUUGCCUCUGGGCCUACGAUUUACAGCAGCUAUGGAGAGUUAACAAUAAGGAGGACAGUGGAGUUGGAAGUGAUUUCAAGGAUUUAAUUGUGUUCCAGAGAAGCCGUUUUUGGUCAUAAAUCAAAGAGUGUGAUAUAGUACAAACUUCUUUUUUUUAAAGAUGUGCAAAAAAUGGCCUCAAGGUUGUGGUUAAAGGAGGGUGAGGCAGUGAGCGUCAAAACUGGAAUUUUGCAUGAGAUAAAAGUGCCAAAAAAUGUUCCUAAAAUUUUUUUUACAUAUAUCCUAAUGCUGCCAUAUUUGGGAUUUUUGAGCAAACGCCAUAUUUUUGUAUCCAAUGUUUUGAAAUGAUGUGUUACUGUGUGGUAUUUUAUGUCAUCUUAGUGCCUCAGGAUGGCACCGAUUUUUAGUUUUCUCCAAUGUGCUGCCUGCUUAGAGCCAGGACUCAGGAUUUAGCUUGUAUCCCUUCAACACCCCCACAGUCCCCAUAUAUAAUGCAAUGCUGAUCCACAUGCACGCCAGAGGGGAGUUGACAUCAUAGUCAUCUUUUCUAUGUCAUGCAUAUGGUUCACCAGACAGGAAUGACCUGUUUUUGUUUCAAAGUCUGUUUUUGCCUUCAAAUGGUUUUUGCUAUGAAGCCGCUUUUGGUGGUUGGGUGAGGGAUUAGACUGGGUUAAUUUUAGGACAAGGUCAAACUUCAGGGCAUCCUGGAGUCUCACUGAUAAGGAUACAGGUUAACUAAACAUCCUUGGUUUGAUUCCAGCUGGGCUCUCUUUGUCGCACUUGACCCCCCUCUCUAAUUCCCACUCUCUCUCUCCUGCUUUUCUGUCUCUAAUGUGACUCUGUGGGAGCAGCCAUUAGCUAAUCAACUCUAUAAAUCAAGUUCAUCAAAAAUGACAGACAGAUAACCUCCAUCAAACUUCAAAGAAGUUUUGCCAGUCUGACUACUUCAGCUGGGACAGGAAUCGUGAGAUGAUGCAUGUAGUAACAGGCUCGGCUGUUGUGUUGUUGUGGUAAGGAAUUAACUAAUAUGAGCUAAUCGCUAAAGUGACUCAUACUCUUGUACAAAAAUGGAUCUUCCUUACGAGGUAUUUGAAAGACGCUCAGCACAGCGUCAGUUAGAAGGCACCACAGACAAACUUGUGCUGACUGCCCUCUUUUCUUUGAGACUGUUACUGGAGCUAGGCUAACGUUGACACACCUUGUCUGUAUCAUUGGAGCUAGAAAACAGCUGAUUCUUAAUGUCAUCUUUCAAAAAAAAAAAAACACCUACUUCUGUUUGUAUUCUUGAAAAGUAAUUUUUUUGCAUAAAUGGCAGUCUCUUCCUCGAGUGUGACUAAUAAUGCUACUAUUUGGCUUCUAGCUGCUGUUUGUAGACUUUUUACUUGUCCAUGACAGUAAACCUGCACUUUAACUUGCACACUACCACACAGUUGCCUUUACUCUGAAAUAAAAUCACACUCAUCUUGCGUUUUACUCCAUGUAGUUUGGUUAUUUUGCAUUGACACACAUGUAUUAGUGGCAUUUUCAUUACUUUUAAUAUCAAUAAAUAUCUAUCCUCAGACUACCUUACGGUGACAGGAUCAAAAACCUGAACCUACUGGACGUCCCACAGGUCUUUUGGUUUUAAAAAACUGAUACCUAAAUCAUAAUCUAUGAUCCAAGUAUGUCAAUGUUUCAUGCAUCCCUGCCUGAGGUUAUCAUGGGCUGUUAUAAACCAGCUGUUGAUGGCGAAGUUUAUGAGAAGAUGUGAUUAGCAGGUUUUAUGUUGACCGUGAAGAGUUGGCUCAGGUCUUUGAAACAUUUUGAAUGGAAAGUCUUUGCAGCUGCAGUCGUCAAAUGUUUUUCUUAAGUGAUUAAUCAGUAUUGUUUAGUUUUUAAAAAAUGCCAAUGAUAACAUUUCUUUGCCAAAACUGAUAUUGUAGAUGUCCUGUCUUCGAUAACCAACUUUUUAAACUCAAAAGUCAUCAGUAUUUCAUUAAAUAUGCCAAAGACUCACAUUUGAUAAAACAGGCUUCAUCAUAAUAAAUGCUGAUCAUUUUCAAUGAAUUGGUGUAUUGAUAAAUCAUUCCCGUUAUUAUAGUUGACAGACAUUUGUUGGAUCUGUGUCCCAAUGCUGAGGUCAUUCCUGUUACCACUUUACUUGUUAUGAUCCAACUAUCAUCCAAAAUAAUCAAUGAUGUAACUUUCACAGACACAACCCUGUAAAUAUUUCCUUUGAUAUGAUCAGACUACCAUGAUUAAUCAUAGUAUUGAUCUUAACAUAACCCUGAUGCCUGUGUGAGGGCUGUGGGAGCAGAUGACAGUGGCGUGAGGGCAGCUGGAGAGCUGACCUGGCCCCUCCCCCCCUUCGCCUUAAGCUUGGACACAGGCGUGAAAAGAUAACAUCCUCCCCUGCUGUGGCCCUCUGAGGAAUCUGAGGGUCAGGCCCACUCCUAGGUGGGUUGAGUGGGGCUGCGUUGUGCUGGAAUGCCCCUCGAGCAGUUGCAUCAACAAGCAUUUAGAAAGAAGCUGAUUUCUGAUCAGCUCUGAACGAUGACUAACAGUUACUAUCUCUGCGUCAGUCAUCUAGUGGGGUCGACAAAGAUUAUAAAGUUAAGUGACUAAUGUUUGCCUUUCACAUGACUAACUGAUGUACUGCACUGCUCAUUCAGAGAUAGUUGACUUAUCCACCCCUGCGAUGUGGGUCAAGACUUGGGCAUGUUGUCCCUAAAAUCUGAGGAGCUCAGUCUGACAGAUUAUCCCUGAUGUUUACGUGUCAAAUCUGCUAAAUCACUGCAGUCCACUUGUCACUUGUUGCCUUCAUAUACUGUAACUAUGCUAUAAAUGCUUCUGUGGUCUUUUUUAACAUGCAGUUGAAGUGUCCUAUUGUUGUCUCAUCCUCUCCUCUCCAUAACGCUCUUAUUUCAGCUGUCCCACUCAAGACGUAGACGGCCCCUGACUAGACUGUAAUACUUGAGGAAUGUGCGUCUUUUGUUUGCCUUUGUCAACUCUCUGUCACUGUGCAGGUGGAUACUGUGGGGUCAGAUAACUUCAUUGAGUGCGUGUGAGGGUGUUUAACUCCCCCAGGCUGCACAGCUGAGUGUGGGAGGGGCCAUCUCUUCAGCCUGGGUGUGAGUCGGCUGCUUUCAGAAACAGAGCAGUCUGACAAGGGAGGGUGCAAGCGCGAGUCUGUGAGGAGAAGCUUUCUCAACUUUUUACAAGCACCUGCGUUUCUCUUAAUUGGAUAUGCUGGCCGUGCUGCUCUUCUAUUUGGGAUCUAGCUUGGAGAUAUCUUACCACAGCUGUUGACUAUGCAAGGACGAGCUGGUAAAGCUCCAAAGAAGGAGCUGGUGAUUGAGAGUCCGCAGCAGUACAGGAGCUUGGCUGCAGCUGAGGCUGAGGUAGACUCAGUGCCACAGGUGGUGGUAAGUCGAUUACAGAUUUCUUAAAAAGGCAAAUGAGACUUUUGUUUGCUGGCUUCUCAAAGUGAGGUUUGUCCUGUGUACAGGGCUGUAAAGGUUAACCACAGUCAUUAAGUCUCAAAGCAGGUGUCAUGUGAGCGUCUGUGCAGGUCCUCUCUGCCAUCCCUUUCAUUUUACACAAUAUUGCAAACUCACGUUACAAAUUUACAAUGUAAGCACCAGCUUGAAGGAAUGUUGAACUUUACCAACACUUAACUACCUGGAGGGAAACAGGGCACAGUCUGAUCUUUAAAUGUGACCUUGGCUUGUAAACACUUUAUUUGGCUCAAAAGUCAACUCUGUAAUAACUUCCUAGUGCACCAUGAAGCUGUGUAAUGGCUGGAUCUCUGUCAGAGUCAUCUAAACAGUCGGUGGCAAAAGUGUCAGUAAGUAGAGAGGCACUACACAGCACCAUUGUUCAUUGCUGUGAGAGGGUGCAGUGAUGGGAGGAGUGGGUGCUGCAGCGAAACAGCUGCUGGAUCACAGUGGAGAGGGAGUGGAAGAGAUAGAUUCAUAUGUUUGUAUUUUAUGUUUUUUCCAGGAAUGACUGUAAACUUCAGUGGAAAAUGCAGCUCGUUUUGAAAUGUACUCUUCACUUAACAGUGUUUAUAGCAUAUCUGAGAAAUAUGAGACUACAGUGUAACAUCCUCAGUCUAUAAGUCAUAAACCUAACAAGUGUUUAAAACUGCUUCUUCCAAGAACUACUAAAGAGACAAUAAUUCAACAUAAAGUUUGGAUUGGUUUUUCAAAAAGUGGUCUACACUGUGGGAAUGACCGAGCUCUUACUUAUGUACAUACAUUUUCUCGCUCACUGCUGAGUGGACUGUGUGGUUGACCACCUUCGGCCACUGACAAAGCAGUGUGGGAGAGCCCAGAGGGGUUCGAAUGAAAACAAAAGUCAGCAACAAUAGAGUGGAGUUAGGAAUCUAACCUUUUAACAGUGGGGUCAAAACUUUGAGAAGUUUCAAGAGCAGAACUUCUUUAAAUGACAGGUGUACACUAUAAGAAAGGGUUUGUUAAUUUACUCCCCUCUCCUAGGACAUCAAUAUUUUUUGACAUUACAGCUGUGUGUGCGUGCCUUUCGAAAAGUGUCACUGUCUGGUGCAUGCAGGCUGGCCUGUGUGUAGAGAUGGACAGAUUAAAAGGUACCCAGGUUGCUCCAAACAAGACAAUGACUCAUACACACAUCUUAUCUCUUCUAUGUCUUAAUUCCUUCCUGACUUACCUGUCCUGCCUGCAGAUAUGUUUGCAGCAGUAGAUCUACAAAUUCCUCAUCAAAGGACACAGAAACACAGAAGCAGAAAAAUAAAACAGAGGUGUGUUUUACUCAGGGUUUGGUCAAGUUUGGGACAAAAUUUGGAUUAUUGUACGGUCUUUAUUUUCAGUUCAGUGUGAGUCCUAUCACUCUUGAUGCAUCCCAUACUUUACCUAAGGAUAUGUCCUGAUUACUCUCCUAUUAUUUUAACAUUUUGCUCCAGUUAGCUAAAGUCAGAAUUAGUAGAUCGUACAUCCCUCAGAUGUAUUUAACAUUAGUAUUUUACAGGUUUUAACAGUCUGUUUGUUUCAAAAGGAUGGCAUCCAAGGAAGAUGAUUCAGUUGAUGGUUUAAAACCUUUCCUACUAGAGGAGUAUCAACUAUGGACAAGCUGAGCACCAGUAAAUAAGCUAGGAGCUCCAACUGACUUGUGCAAAUUUUCAGUAUGAAUCUGAUUAGUUUAGUGAUGCAACCUGAUGUUUUGUUGUUGUUUUUUUCAAGAAUAUGUAGUCUAUCAGAAAAAAAUCACACAGAAAUCCUAACAACUAAACGACUAAAAACAAGAUGAGCACUGACAACUCUGCUGUCUCAGCUGUAUCUUCAUAGAGUGAUAGAGGUAACAUAUUUUUCGACACGAAGCUGCUUUCUCAAGUGUUUUUGAUAUUUUUGAUCACUUUGGUUUUGACAAGGAGGACACCUCUGACUACAGUUUGACUUUGCUGAGAAAUGAUGACCACCGGAAGAGCGUUUGAGACUGUUAAGUUUGCCACCUACCAUGCUACUGCUCCAGCUCUGUCUACAAUGACAGCUAGAAAAACAAAGUGCAGAGAGUCAGCUGACAAAUGUGAGGUCCUUUAGAUAAUUUAGACUACUACUGUAAGAGGGAAGCCACAGGAAGCUGUUUCUUGAAGUGUGACUUCACUGAACUUCUGUGAAAUAAUGUGAACUGAUAAUGUCAAAACCUUCUUAUGCUGGCAGACAGGUUGGCACCGUCUCCGCUCUGCUAUCCUUUCCUUGUCCUUGAAACUGAUACAAGGUCCUGCCCCCCUUCUGUCCACACUCGGAGCUGUGCUUUGUUAUUAACUAGGUUGCUAGCAACAUGUAUUUAAGCAGGUCGAUAUCCAUGACUCUCCCUCUGAGAUCAUGCUAGCAUUAUUGGCCCCAGAUGUGGCGUCAGCUUGCUGUCACUCAGCCUUGAAGUCUGCCGAUGCGUCACCAUUGGUUUUGUGCUCCGCCGUCUCUCUGGCUCUGAGAUUUAUCCUCCCGUCCCAUCAGCUGGAAGUGUUGACAGCUUGCUCUCAAUCUAAUGGCUACUGCGUCUUUGUGGUGUGUAAGCUCUCUCUAGGCUCUGUAACUGGAGUUUAGUGGGUCAACACUUCAACAUUGUGAAGACCCUACAGCAUGACUGACUUAAAUCUAUAAUCAUCUUUUGAUGACAUUUCCACAUCUGCUGAGGGGAGUCAGCUACAAUACAUCAUCUGACUCACUGGACGUUUCAGAGUGAUGGAGGUUUGUUUGUUUGUUUCAUGCUGUGGAGGAUAAUUGUGUUCUGUGAGGUGAUUAACACUGUAGUGAGUUAUAUUUCUUUUCUAGUUGCCUUGACUUAGAUGUCAUGCAUUACUGCUCCCACAGAGGGAUAAGCUCAUCAAGACCCUCCCCACUGCCGAGGCUGAUGUAUUUUCUGUAGGCAGAUGGAGCUCUGAUAGACUUAGUUCAGUGUAACUAACAGAUAGCAUGUCUUGGUGAAGCCCGAUGUAGUGUAAGAGUAGAUCUAUCAAACUCUGUAUAGAAGCCUGUCCUGUCUAUGCAUAGUAACAUCCCUGCUCAUGUGCACUGUGUUAUGCUUUAUCAAGUGGAUUUGGCUUUGAAAGAGCCUCAACUAACCAGAUUAUCACACAACUGCAGUAUAUAAAUCAUGUCAGAAUAAUUAGUAUCAAGUGGUACAAGCACUAAUACUAGUUUAUGCUCUCUUUUCGUAUCAUAGAUAUAUCAAAUGUGCAUCUUGUUUGCAGGCUAUAAGUAUCUUACUUAAAGCUCCUGUGAGGAACUUUUAGGUGGUAUCAAUUUGUCGCCGCCUGUGGACAAAGCAGUCUUCGCUCAUCUUGUUCUUUACAUACUUAAACAGUGUCUUCUGACAUAAAAAAAUAAAAUAAAAUCCUGCUGACUUCUGACAGCCAAAUGUAUCAUUUAAUGUGAAUAUUUGAUGAUGUGUAAAUGAUAAAAACAGGGCUUUUCUUUAGCUGCAUGGCCAACACCUACCCCCCUAGUACUGGUAUCAGGCAUUAAAAAUGAUGACUUUACAAACAUCGUAUCUCUAAUAGUUUUGGUUGGUUUUGGUUAUCAUAAAAAGGCAUUUAUAUGACUUUCAGUCUGUUUCUUAGAUGCCAGUUAACUCUUCCUCUCCUAGCUGAAUGGUGAGGUCACAGUGAUCUGGUUGAUUUUACGUGAUUCUUGCGCAGGGACUUGCAUUUUUUAAAGAGGGGGUAUCAUGCUAUUUUUUUUUCAGACUCCAUACUUCCUCUCUGAUUCCUCUUUAUCAGCUUUACAUCAUUUUCAGUUUUAAAAAAGCCUCGAAUUUCUCACAGUGAUGGAUUAAAAUAUCAUUACUUCAGCCUCCGUUUGAAACGCUUUGUUUUAGCUGCUGUCUCUUUAAGGCCUCCCACGAGCUUACUGUCUUCCAAUUGGCCACCUCUUCGGAGGUCUGCAAAGGACAGAACUCAUUAUUUUGGCCCCGCCCCCUCUAUUGUGGUCAGUCAGUAAAGGGUGUCACUUAACAUGGUGUUAGAGGCAGGCACAGAUGAACUAUGAAGAAGAGCCUAUUGCUAUGACGUCAUGAGUUAGUGAGUCUCAUUGAGAUACCGUGAUCUCCCAAUGAACCGUUUUGAGCAGUUUACAUCUAUUUGUUGGAUUAUUACAAAAUAUGUUCACCUCAUGAUUUGAAAAUUUGCAUAUGAACGCCAAACAUUGUUAUUAGCAUUUUCUGUUGUAAAUAUGGAAAAACAUUUAAGCCCCCCACUCCCCCUCAAGUGCUAAACACCAGGGACCAGACUAAUGUUGGAGUUACCAGUAUCUCUGAUCUUACACUUAAUGUCCCCCUAAGACUAUGCUCUGUCUCUAUUUUCCAGGUGAAACCAAAGGUAAUCGAGCCGCUGGACUAUGAAAAUGUGCUGGUGCAGAGGAAGACGCAGAUCCUCAGUGAUGUCCUCCGAGAAAUGCUGCAGUUCCCCCUCGAGGACUUUGAGGUGAGUUAAGCAGCUGUUUCAUGCAUGUUUGGUAGACAAAAUACACCACAUUAAGCACUUAGAAAAACAGUUCAGAAGCGAUUCUGUGGUAAGGCUGGCUGACAGGCUUGUAGCUGGGGUUUAAAAGGUGUGGAGUAAUGAUGCACAAGCUUAGGGAGGUGUCUCUGUCAGAUUAAGGGCUCGUUUUCUAAAAGUAAGGCACUCUGGGUAAUUUAUUCCUGGUUUAACGGCGUUUCUAUGGAUGGAAAAAUCUCUCAGCUUGUUUGUUUACACCAUCACUCAUUAACUCAUUUGAGGAUUUUCUCCGUAUAAGGACGUAACAUUUUUUCCCUCCAACAUUAUUACUUCCCCACCCACUAGCGUGUUGUAUUUGUUGUCUUUCCCCUGGUCAGGGUGUGGCCGGUGUUGUGAGUACUGGGUGGGGUCGUUCACACGGGCUCUCUUUCUGUUUACAUCCCUCCAUGCUAGAACGAGUGAGAGGUCAGGGGCCAUCUGUUGAAUUGGCUCAUUCUGCCUCCAGUGUUGUGACAGAGCAAGUGUUAUCUGCAGCCACAUUGUACCGGACGUACGCUCCCUCACACGUUUCCACGCUUAGGAUGGAAAAUCUAAAGUGGAAAUCUGGCUCCGUGCUGGUACUUCAGGAAAUGAGACUUCUUUGAAAGAUGUUCCUACCAGCAGAAGCGACGAGACAUAUAGUAUAUCAUCACAUCUGACACUGUCACUCUGUCUCACGGUCCAGUGGAAAUUUUAUAGAGUCUGGACUUUUAUUGUUAUAGCCCCUGGGGCAGCGAGACCCAGUAUUUCUCACAGUGAUGACUUUAACAUCUUUUGUCUGAACGCUUACAUUAGAGAUUAUGACAGUGUGAAUACGAAUAAUUAUUCUGAUUUAUAAUCUGUAACUAAUGUUGCAAAAAGUUGCUCUUUAUUAUUUUAUAGCUGUGUAAAGUGAUUUUUGAUGGUAUUUAAGAUGCUUCCUUCCCUUCCUGUACCUCAAUCCUUAAAUCUGGAGCAGCUCUCCAUGUCACUGUGAUUGAUUUUCCUGAAAAGAAACUGAGGACAUGCAGUGAUCCACAAGGCCUUAAGCUAAAGUCAUUUUGUUAAGGAAGAUAAAUUCUGUGCGGCAUCAUUAUGGUCUUUCAUUUCAAAAUAAGCUGUUUAAUUCAGCCAUCCUGCAGUCAGAGAGUUUUAAUCUUGACUGCAACAUCCUUUUCAUCGACUAGAGCAUGGAGCCGCCGCCCCUAUUCCUUACCACCAAGACCUGUUACCCCACUUUUUUCUAAAAAAGAAAAGAAACAACAGACAAGAGUUUUUAGAAAUAGAACGGAUAUCCAUACCUGUUUCUAUCAAGGACCCUGUUCCAGAUUUGUCAAAGCUCAAGAUCUAUGACUUUUGAGCUUAUUCAGUCUGCUAUUGAGUCUCCUCAAUAGGUCCUAUGAUGCAACAUCAAGUCAUUCCAGAUCAUCCAAAUGAAACCAGCAGUGUGUACGCUUAAAGUGAUUAUUGGAUUAAAUUCCCAUCUGAAAGUUUUUAAACAACAAGAAGAAGAAUUUUAGUGUUAGUUGUUUGCGGGACCAGCAUAGCAUGCAAAAAGCUCUUAAGUUUGGCAACAUUUCACUUUGAAAAAAAUAGGAAGAUACAGCAAAAUAAUUUUACAUGGAGAAAACACAAACACCAUAAUCAGGUGCUUCAAAUGAAAACAAACUGAAGUACCUUGGUCUGUCAGGGAUUAAAAAAUUCAGUUCCAACUACUUCUGCAGCCACCCUCUCCUCCAGCGGUUGUCACGCCCAAAUAAUAAUCCAGUGUUGGAAUCCAUUUUGAAAUCAGCAGGAUAAAAGCUAGUUAGCCAACUUAUUGAGGUGAUGUAAGGUUAUAAUAUGAUGUGUUCAGGGGAGGAUAGAAAACAGAAAUAGUACUUCCAGUUUUGUUAAAAUGUAUUUUUAUCUCAACUAACUUCCAAAUAAUAGACUUGAUAGUGGAUUUAAAAACUUAACAAACUGGAAUUUGUAGUUACCUGUAAAUCAGCAUCCAGAUAGUUACCACAGUUUUUUGCGUUUUCAAAUCAUUCUGUCUUCUCCAAUGCACAACCAUGAAACUCUGCAGGUUCUCUCUGUGAUUCUGGCUUCAUUUUAUUUCACAAUAACUUGGCUGUCUUGUUUCUUGAGAACAGACCUGACAUAAACCUUUUCUCUAUUAGUGAUGAGAGUAAAAGCAGAGCCUGGCAAACAUUUGUUUCCAACCUGGACUUUUAAACCCAGCUACAUUGUUGGUUUAAUAUGAAAUGUGUAUUUUUAAAUCCAAGAUUCCACAAAUAAUUUCCUGCUACUGUCAUAUGCAAACUCUGGUAAAUAAACAAAAGGUAAAAAUAAGUUCUUUUGUACUCUUGGUUUGGCUUUGGACAAAGUCCCAAGCUUUUACAGACUACAGAGGCCUGGCAGCUGGAUGGCAGAGCCUUGACUUUGUCUUCUGUUGGGUCACACUCCUCCAGCCUGCUGCCAUGACCAGAGCCCACCAGCUCCACACACAAACAGUGUGUUGUCAGGGGCUGACAGGUGAUUCAAAGUGAAAAAAAACACUGAUUGAACCCAACAUCUGUUCUGACUUCCCAAGACUCUUGUUCAAGUGGAGUUUAAUCUGCUCUUGUGUCAAGGCUCUCCCAGUGUUAUUUGUGUCAUAAGGAAACCUUAAAAUUCACAGAGACAGGGCUGAGCACACAGAGCUUUUGAGGGGAGAAAACAAGACCAGGACAGGCUGAAGGAGCUCCUGUGUAUGUGUAUGUUUUGUUAUUUUUAUAUAAAAGUUUCUGGCUGGUCACAAGGAAGAGAAACAAGUACCAGGUGGCUUUUGUAUCUUAUCCUCAACUGGCAAAUCCAAAAUCAUGUGAUGGUACUGAUCUUUUCAGAGACAGUGUUUAUAUCAUCUCCAUCUGGUUUUCAUCUCAGAGAGUUGGCAUGAGGGAGCUCUGUGCGGGUCUCCCUUAAAGGUUUCAAGAAAAAUUUGUAGAGGAUUACCAGGAGGAGGCCCUUCCUUCCCUUCUCUCAAUACAAUGUGUACUCUAUGUCUAGACAUAGACUGCGCUCCAGCUGAAAACCUCAAAAUCUGAACAAUGAUUAUAUUCUCAGCUUCAAUCAAUUAGCAGAAACAACUAAUAAUGCAUGUCUGAGCUACUGCCAGGAAAAUACCAGGAAAGACCCCUUAAAUUCAAGUGUAAGUUUGGUAUCAAAUACUGGUCAGCAUGCUUAUUCUGUUCAUGAUUCCCACACAAAAGAUGUAUUUGUUCAAAUGAGGAUGAAAAUUUUGAAAUAAAGAGUCACAGAAACAAUUUGUACCACUGCAGAACUAUAGAUGGUCCAGAGUUUAGCUCCAUACUAAAAUGUCUCUUAACCCUCCCAAGAGGUUGCCAUCAUUUAAGGGAGUUCAUAUCACAUCAGAACCUCUCAGAGCUGCUGGAAUAACAUUUGCUGCUGUAUUUAUUAUUUGAAAGAGAUGAAAUAUUUUGCUCAGAAAUCUUUGUUCUGUUAGUUUUUCAGCAAACACUUUAUUCGUCUUUAACUUAGCUGCGGAUUUUAUGCACUUGAUGAUGUUGACAGGAUUGUGUCCGUAGUCUGCAAAAACAGAUGCAUCUCACUUUGUUAGGGUUGAGCUAAGGAAGAAGAUGAUGAUUUCUGGUUAAGGUGUUAAUGGAGUCUCGCUAAAUCAGGGCAUAUUUCACCCCAAAAAAUCGAGGUUAUCCCUGGUGUCUCGUGGCCCAAUUAAAUGUUUCCUGCUGCUCAUUUCCCAGCUCCCUCUCACCUCCAUGCCUGUUUAUUUCUGCUGCCGGGGGUGCAAAGAUUGUCAUCUCGCCUGCAGGAAACUUGGCUAGCAAAGAGGAAGCGGAGCUUUCAGGUUAACAAAUACGAGAUCGCGAAGGAAUUUCUCGUUUACACGACCAGCUUUCAGUAAAAUGCAAGGUCACUGAGAGGAAGAGUGAGACAUAAAGGACAGAUGGCAGUUUUACGAUGUUGACUAGUCGUCAUUUUUGAUUUGGAAAAAAACUAGCCUGCAGUGAUGAUUUGCUUUGUCAACUUUUGUUUUUUUUAAUUUUAGAAAAAUAUUUCAUUUGAAUAUCACUGGAAAAAACUGAACCAAAAAUAAAAAUAUAAUUCUCAUCAAAUUGAACUGUUUGCUUUUGUAGUUUCAGGAUGGAAUAGAAAUCAGAUUUCACUCACAUUUCGUGGUCAAAAUCACUGAAAUCUGAUUUGGCCUUAAGUAAGUUGUUUUUUUAACCAAAGACGAAGAACUUAUUUGAUCUCAUUACACUUUCAAUGUGCAUGAAAAUCUAACCUUCCAUCACAUCCCCACAUAGGAAAUGUGGUUUCCUCACACUCGCAGCUGAAGAGCGUUCCACUUUCACAAAACCAACUUUCACUUACUUCCAUUGAGCUCAGUCAGCUGAACUGUUAUCACUUAAUGGUUGUAUUUAUACUUUACUUAUGCUCUCAGGGAUUAAUAUUAUGUGCACUUUAUUUUUAAAUACCAGGACUAAUCCCCCUAACAAGAUCUAAUGGUGUUUCUUUUGUUGUUACACUAAGCAUCAAGCUCUGUGCAAGUUGGACAAAGGCCCACGUGACAAAAACUUAUUUUUAGGUCAUCUCAAAAUACAAAUUUUAGUUGGUGAAUAAUAUAUGUUUUAUUUUUAAUACCUCUUUAAACAUUGCCAUAAUUUUAAAAUAUUUGCAAGGACUUUAAUACUGGUACAUCAUCUUAUAAAAAGAAACACAACUUUGUUGCAAUAGUGAAGGAGGCUUCUAGAAUGUUGGAUUCUGGAAUGUUGGGGGGCUUAAAGAGACAGUGACUAAAAUGAGAGUUUUCAGCAGCCUGAAAUAUGUCAAGAAUUUGCUGAACUCUAAAUCAUGUUAAGCUGCUCAGAAGCUCUUAGAAGGAUGAUAUAAUGACAGAAACCAAGAAUAAUACCCUCUUUAACAAGUAAUAGUUGUAACACUGUUAGCAUGUUAAAAAUUUAAACAGAGAAUCUAAAAUUAAGUCAAAUUCACAUCAAACUAAAGCUUUUCUUUGUGCUAAUGGUUCUUCGUGACUAACAUUAGCAUGCUAAAAAGCCAAAUACUGAUAGAGCGCAUGCUAAGCAGUAAACAUACCCGAAACUGGCUUGCUAUUCUUAUUACUUCAUCAUUUUAGCAUGCUAACACUAGCCUUAAUCUCUACAGCUGAGCAGCUAGCAUGGUCGUGGACACUUUGCCUUGCAUAAACAUGUUAAAAAAUAAAAGCUUUAUUUUUUUUUUCCUGUUUGGCUAAAACUCAGUGAACCUGUUGCUCAUUAGAAAAAAGGUUUUAAUGAAGCAUUAGAGAGGCUGCACAACAGUGGCACAGAGCCAGACUCAGGGUGUGUCUGUGGGCCCUGGAGCUGAACAGGAACCAGCAUCCUGCCUCCUUCACUUACUGCCUCCUUUAGCCUGCAGAAAGACAUCACACCGAACAGUCUUAAACACAGAAUGAUAUUUCAAAGAUCUCUGCAAACACUGUCCAGCUGAAACCAUAAAACAAUGAAACGGAGCUAUGUCUCCCACAUUUUGUUUCAUUUUCAUUUUGACAGGGUUUUUGUGUUUAUUCUGAUCCUUUUGGCGAAUAAACUUCUGCUUUGUUUUUCCAGAUUUCUACUUUGAGGCGGCAGGGGAGGACGCUCCACUCCACAGUGCCUGAAAAUGCAGAGAGGGAGGCCCAGAGUCUGUUUGUCCAGGAGGUGAGCUCAUUCAGUGCCCUGAAAACAGCCUCUCUUAAUCAUUUUCUUUAGAUGACACAGUUUAGUUAAAGAUUUAAAUUUUGUCUGUACACGUUUUUGUCCCACUUUUCCUUACUGAAUUAAGCUGAAUUAGUGUGGGAAUUGAACUGUUUGUUUUUAAGAGUCUGGAAAUGAAAAACUGCAGAUUAAGUCCAGCUAGGGAAUCAUCCUGCACUUAAAGUUCACUAUAGGUGUCAUGAUGGGCAAAAGACAAAUUAAAAAGUCCCACAGGCAGUGCAAACUUUGGCUAAUAAUAUUAGGAUUACGCAGGUAACGUUUGUCUCCUGUACAUAAACCACAUGGACCCACUGCUGCAGAAAAGUGGCAUUAAUGUAACUCAUUAUCCCAUUUGAGGGCUUAUAUAAGCUGCAAAGUACACAGCACCUCACAGAAGAUCAGGAAACCUCUUUAUUUUAUAGGCCAGGCUAAUUGUAACAUUUAUUUUACUUUCAGGAGCCUCUGCAGCAUAAACGGUAUCAGGGCUCAUUACAGAUAAUUACUGGAGGCAGCCUGACUAUUUAGAACAAAUUUCCUUGGUUUUAUCUGCGUAUGCCCAGGGAAGUAGGAAUGAUAAAGUGCAAUUAAUUUGUACUCUUUAUAGGUUUAUCAAAGUUCUGGUUAUUUUCUGUCAGUGUCGGUUUAUAUUCUGUGUUCAGCCCUGAAUAUAUCUGUCAACCAAAGGUCAGGUUUUGGUUUGUUUUAAUUGAGACUGGCUGCAGUUGAAGUCUGUUUCAGUUCAAAUCCUAUUGGUGCUGAUAAAGUUGUGAAUUAUGGCAACAAGUGGAGAAACAAAUUCUCUCCAAGCCUUCACCAUCCAGCCUCGUACACUGCUCUUACUGUUUUUUUUUUUAAGCCAGACACCAACUGGAUGCCUAAAGUUCACACUCCAAGGUCAAAGUUCAGCGUUCAGGGAGCCUUGUCAGAAGUCAAAAAGGAAGGAAAAUUCCUAGUUAAGUGUAGUUUGACAUCACCAGGACAGCUGUGCGGAUGAACACAGCAGGAGCCUCUCUAUUUCCGAUUGCUCUCCUGAUCAGGUUGCAUCUCGUCUCCCCCACAGAAGAGUUUCUUGUAAAUGGCACGUAUCUUUAGAGAAGAGAUACCAGCACACAGACUCUAACAAUGAACAGAUGUCAUGUUUCCAAGCAGAGGAGAUACAGAAACACUCCCUUUUAGAUUGUACUGGUGGGUGUUUGGACUGAGGUAGAGAGUGAACACUCACCAUUCACUCCUUUUUUUCCAAGAACAUCACUGCAUGUGGGCUUAAAUUGAGGCUCAAAACAACCGUUGUUUGGUGAUUCAUGAAACAACUGUAUCAUUUUGUGUUAAUCAUCAGGACAAUUCAACACUUUCAUUUUUACUCCUGUGGAUUUGGUUUCAUUUCUGAUUUUUUGACUCAAACUGAAAUUAAAAGGAAGAAAGGCUGUAAAAACCCUCUUUUCUUUCCCACUUGAUAGUAUUGAUUGGCGGUAUUGAGUCAGAGAACAGUUUUCUACCCUGAUUUCUUUUGCCCUGACUUAUCCCUUCACUUCUUAAUUAAUCACUCACUGAAUCUAUUGGAAAAUGGAUGUUUACAUUCCCUCUCCAUCACCAGAAUACAUCUGAGUUUAUCCAUUCACAAAACAUGCAUUCCCCAAGCAAACAAAACUUCUACAAGUCUCCAAACAUUGGACUUGUUAACACGUUACUGUAACAUAUGGUGUCUCUAUCCUGGUUUUGCUUUUUUAAAUUUUUGACUUGAAUGAUUCAGCUUCAGCUCAUAUAACAGAAGCUGUUUUUUAAGUUAAGUCUACAGCAGGUUGUAUUCAUUCACUAUAUUUGCAGACUGUGUCUCUACUGUGUACAAUAGUGAAGGUAAAAGCUACCUUCACUCGGCAGCUGGUCAGUAGCUCUAAAUCAUUUGGCUUCACUUUUGCUGCACGUUUGUUUGGAAUAAAGCUAAAUGGAAAGAAAAGAGCAGAUAUCUAUACUCUUCUUCAUUCUUGAUUGUUGUUAUUUGUUUCUAUAGGAAGUUUGGCAGUGUUUUGUUAACCUGAUGCUAAAUCAGUGGAAGUUUGUUUGGUUUUAUCCAAGGUGAUAAUGAAACCUGCCCCCUCCCUCCCUGACAUGAGAAUUUAGGGCACAUCUUCAACAUUAAAAUAUUUAAGAUAUUAUAAAAUGGUGAACUCAUUAUUGAUAGCUUCUAAAACAAUAAAUGUUUUGAGAAAAUACAGUUUUACAGUAUUCACCUUUUUAACAAGAAUGGCACCACAUCCCUGUUUAUCAACUACAAGCACCUAGAAAUCCAGUCACAGCAUUUAAGGGUUACUUCUUGCCAUUUAUAAGUUGUAACAGUCAUCUAAAAUGUGUUUCCAUUCUCUUUUCAGUGCAUUAAGACCUAUAAGUCCGACUGGCAUGUUGUCAACUACAAGUAUGAAGACUAUUCUGGAGACUUUCGACAGCUACCAAAGUAAGUGUUGUGAAAAACCUCUACACUACUAUUGACGGUGGUAAUAUGGUGGUGUGCCAACACGUUCUUAUUAUGGGCAAGUAAGAACAAAUACUGCAGUGACUGUUACACAUAAUAUAUGGAUGCCAGAGGUUUUAAACUGAGCAACAAACAGCCAAACCCCUUUUUUUGUGUGUUUUUGUGUCAACUAGACAAACUGUCACCAAUAGUUUCCUGCUCGUGGCUGAAUGUUGUUCUGAGUCAAUUACAAGGAAAAACUGCGCACAAAUAAUUCUUAUUUUCACACAACAAAAGAGCGUUUCCUUUGAUGACGUUCUUGUAAUUCCCAACUGCAGCCAGAGUGGAAACCACCCCCAUUGUCCGCACAUUGUGUCAUGAGCGCCAUCCUCUUCCCUGAAGAGUGUCUGUUUUACGGCCAGUCUGCUGGAAUAUGAGCUGACAAUGACCUUGAUUUAGUCAGUGCUGCCAAAUACCCUUGUGGUUUUACUGAAACUGGGGAAGUUAAAACAAUACACUGAGACAGGGGUCGCAUGUCAAAAACCUCACAGUAUCCUCAUCCUGAAUCUCACCUUUGGCUGGUGUUCAUUUUUCCAACAGGCAGUUUGAACCUUUUACACGUUUCCUCAAAACUCACUUAAGUGCUGCUUUGAAAAAGUCCUGGAAGUUAAAUCUGUCAUGAUGAAGCUUUUAAAGACUCUCAGCAGACACCUGGCACCAUAUAAAGUUACCCUUUUCAUAAACAAAAGGACAAAUAAUAAUUCGGUUUCACCGUUUUAGAUCUCAAACAUUUGAUGUAAUUGUAUGCUGAACUUAAAAACGAGUAAGAGCGUUGAAGCAGUCAAAAAUAUCCCCUAAAAUGCAUCAAAGCUUAAGUAACCAUCCUGUUUUGUACACGAGGAGUGAAAUGUUCAGAUUUUUAUGUGAAAAUAAAGGGACUAUAUGUAAAAAGUUGUCAGAAAAUAGAUACUUAAGAAAGACAGAAACCUGAUAAUAAAGUAUUUCUACUGUUAUCUCCAUCUUUGAUAUCAAGAUAAUAUUUUCAUCUUCAUGUCAAGCUCCUUCAACUUUCACUCUGUGUCAAGUUUGGUUAAAAUCUUGACUUGUCCAUAUUUCCUUUAGUAUUUUAAUUUUUCCUGUCGUGUUUAAGAGACUCUUGUAGAGAUGAAAUUCUGAGGAAAAAGUCCAGAAAAGCUGCUUUUGCAGCUGACAGUUAAAGGUACUAUAAGGAGUUUUGAACUGGUUUAGAAACAGACUGAAACUGACACCAAUACCUCUUUAUGAGCUUUAGAGGAAACAAAACUGUCAGAACAGAGCUGAUUGACUUCCUGUUGUAAUUUUCAAUGCUUGAAAUCGAUGUAAAGGGGUAUGUGUCCGAUCGGAUGAUUGACAGCAGGCUGAAGAGACCGCUUUUUACUGUUUUCCUUUGCAGUUAUUCUCAGUCAAGGGACACAUUUCAUUGUUAAAAGACCACAGAAACACUGUUCUGUAUUGUUCUUUCACAAGUACAGAACAGAAGAAAAGAGGUUUCAUUGGCAGCAGGAGGCGCUAAAAUCAACACGAAUCAAAAGUUCCUCACAGCAGCUUUAAUCUCUGCCUGACUACUACCCUGCGACAACACUUUUGAAGCAGUCGGACAUGUCACCUAUGGUCUGAUUUGCUUUUAUAGGCUGUAAAGAGGUAUCACUAUUAAUUCUAGUCUGUUUUAUUACCAGUAAAGAAAACUCCUCACUGGAGCUUUAACAUGCCAAGUAAUAUAAAUCUGCAGAAAGACAGAGAAAUCUGUCAAAUACCUGAGUUAUACCUGGUACACUGUUGUGUUUUUUAUUGUAUUAUAUACUAAAGACGUUGUUUAAUGUGAACCAAAUCUGUUGCAGCAAAGUGUCCCGGCCUGAUAAACUGGCUGUCCAUGUGUUUGAAGUGGACGAGGAUGUUGACAAAGAUGAGGUGAGUCAAUGCUUUAAUGAUUUAGCUUUAUAAUACUAAUAUAAUACUAGAGUAUACAGUAUAUGCAGCCUUUAUUGCAAACCCUCAUUUUGAUCUAAUUUCAGUCAUAUUUUCUAGCCUUCCUGUUUUCACCACAGCAGUUCAAAAGAUAAUAGUAUUUUAUGUGUCCAAUAGCAGAAAUUAAAGGAAAGCAUUAAGUGUAAUUAGAUUUAAUGAUUUUACUCGCACACCAUGUCGUAAAAACAAUCAGAGGAAAAUUGUUUCAUCCUAUUAUAACUCAUGUGUGACUGAGUGGGUGUGUGUUUUAUUUUUGCUCAGGGUGUUUGUUGUUUUUGGAAAGCCUUGUGUAGUUGGAGUGCACAACAAAGAGGCUCAUAAGUCAGCUGACACACACUCAUGUUUGACAAUACAAAGCUGCAGCCGAGGCGUUAUUUUACUCAAGAUGAGGUCAAGCUGCUUUAAAAGAUGUAUGAUGACCCUGACCUUUUUUUCCUAAAGAUGCAUCAAACUACGCCCCCUAAAGGUGACAAAAUGCCCCUCAGUUUUGGCUGAAAAAGAAACACCCUGAAGUACCCUUUAAGUGGAUGUUAGCAGUGAUUGAGGAGAGCUAUUUCAAAUGUUUAAUCCUCCUGUUUUUCUCCAAUAGGGAGGAUGCUUAUACAGAUGAAAAUAAAAAAAGAUUUGAGCUCCUUCUCAGAAAUCCCCAAAAUAAAUCAUGUUUCUUCGUUGUGUGCUUUGGACCAUGUUUGUUGUGCAGUUUCGUUUAUCUCCUCCUUGCCCUGCUAUAGCUUAGUUUGUGAUUUGCAGUUUAUUUUCUUGUCCUUGACCAGGUUUUCUGGAGAAAAAUUACACUUAAACAUCAACCGUAGAAAACUGUCUAGACAGUGAUGAGGAGAAACAGGCACCAAACUUUUCCAGAUGCUCUCCACAUCACUCCAGAAAGCGCCAUUAAAAAAAAUCAUGAAUCCUGCCAACACUUCUAAAAUCCCCUUUUUGCUUUAUUAGACUGAGAGACGAAGAAAUCGAGUCGGAUCAUAACGAUGACAUCUUGAAAGGCCAUUCAAUCUUCUUAUUGUGAGAAUGGGAUUGGGAUCCUCACUGUAGUCUUUCAAAGUGAAGAGUGUUAAGUGCAGAUGACACAUCUUUUGUUCAUACAGGCCUGAUUUAAACCAGGACAGGGCGGUGCACUUUGUCUACAUCUCUUCUUCUCUCCUAAUUGGUUUAUUUUACCAGAUCAUGCAAGCCGUGGGAUCACGCUAGCUUUGUGUUUAGCGGUAUAUGAAGGCUACAAGGUCAAGCUGGUAAACACAGCGUGAGUGUGAGGCGUUCGGGUCUGUGUGUCACGGAUCUGCAGUGAAAAUACCGUUAUUUAUUUGGUUUGACAGUCGUAGUUUGUUUAAUGUUCUUCUGCCUGCUUGUUUGGAUGGAGACAGACUCACUUCACGUUGGGCUCUGUGGCGUCUCAGAGAAGAGCAUCAAAGGUUUCUCUGCACAGUGAGGCAGAGCUGGGGCCAUGAGUGUUUGAAAGCAUUAUAGAUGGGAUGACCCCCAACAAAAAUAUACAAAGUCAGGCUUGCAGAGUCUGCUCAAAACAAAAUCUAAUCACUUCUUAUACAGUUUGGGGUAAUUUUCCAUUUAACUCAUAUGAAACAAAACAAAGUCACACAUUUGGCACAUAAGUAUCUUCUAAUACUUUUUUUCUAUGCAUUGUGUUAUUCCCUGAUUUGCUGUAUCUUUAUUUUCCUGCAGGACACGGCCUCCUUAGGUUCACAGAAAGGCGGGAUCUCCAAACAUGGCUGGCUGUAUAAAGGAAACAUGAACAGUGCCAUCAGUGUCACCAUGAGGGUAAGACAGAAGUGAUGGCCACAUGAAAACAAAAAUGAUUUGUCGAUGAAUAAAUCAUGUCAUGGAGGGGAAAAUUAGAUAGCAGCUGUUUAAAGAAUCCCUACUCUUUAUAAGUAAAUGUGCCAAAUAAAUGCACCUCCAGUUGUUUACUUCUUUAAAAAGUGUCUUUUGAUUUCUAAUAACUGAAAGUUGAACGGUGUCAUUUCUUCUUCCUGUUGCAGUCAUUCAAAAGGAGAUAUUUCCAUCUAACACAGCUUGGCGAUGGAUCUUAUAACUUAAACUUCUAUAAGGAUGAGAAGAUCUCCAAAGAGCCAAAAGGAACUAUUUUCUUGGACUCCUGCAUGGGCGUGGUUCAGGUAUGCUCUAAAAUUCCCUCUCUGUCUCAGGUGCAAAGAUUUUCACAGCGAUAAAACUCUGAACAGACUUUACCUUCAUGUAUUUUUCUUGAGAUAUAUUUUCCAACAUGCAAGGAUCUAUACACUCUUCAAACAGCAAACUUUGAAUACAUAUUCUUUUAUCAGUGGUAGACCACAGUAUCACUUCGUCUUGCUUCUCUUCGUUUCCCUGAAACCUGAGCUCUCUCCUCUCCAGGGUCUCGCUUUACUGCUGACUCUGAGCUGGUGAAACAAGGUGAAUGCUGAGGUCUCACUUCUGUGCACUUUCCAUCAGCCUCACAAUCAAUGCCUCGUGCAAACAUCUGAAUGUAGGCCAAGACUAACUGCACCAUCAUCUGUCAUCCGUACAGAUGGAGAAAAAAAAAACAGAUUUCAUAGAUGAGAAACCCAGCUGGCGUUAAAGACAUCUUUAUUUGAGAACAAGGAGGCAGGUUCACUGUGCGGUUUUAUCAUUUGGAUGGUGGAAAGAGAUUCACGUGGUUUUUGAAUGCUUUGAGAUCCAUCACGGUUUUAUCAGUGCAGGUUUUGGUUUUCUUAAACCUCCACGCCACCCAGUAUUUCUCAACCACAGACCCUCACUCUGCUGCAUUCCUCUGUGGAGGGAGGAGAGUAAAGUCUGGUUCAGGCCCAGUUCAGUUCAGUCAAGAAAGAAACACCAUUUUCUGUGCCAUAGCGUACUUUUAAACUAAACACCACAAAAUAAAGAAAAAUGAAAGAGGCAUUAAGAAAGAUGAAUAUUUAUCUGUAAAUAAAACAGAUUAACCAAAAGAGAAACACACAUACCAAAACAAUCUAUGAUAAAUAUUCUAAUUGAUAAUUUUCCUCCUUGGGUUUUUGAACUCAUAGGCUAGUCUGGCUUUGAUGUUUCUACUCCUCAGUCAAUUAAUUUCUCAUGAUGAAUGUGGUCUCUGGCAGAUUCUAGAAUUUGUUUUGCAAGUCACUUUUAUUAAGUCUGUACAAGUCUUAUGUUGUUCUGAAAGUCAGUUUUAAUCAUCAGCACCACCUCAGUUCUCUAAGUGACUAACUGUAUGGCACAGUGUGUGUUUGUAGAUCAGCUACAUGUGGCACUAACACUGCAUCAGAAUAUGUCAUGCUACCGAUAUUCCACUACAUGUUUUUUAUUUCAAAAUGAAAAGCCCCCUAGUUGCAUUACAGUGUUUACUCCUCAUGCUGUUGAUGUAACAGCAUACGUUGUGACAUGCCAUUGGCCACUCUUAGUUCUUACUGUCACUUGUUUUAAAGCUCUUAUCAGGAACUUUUGGUUUGUGUUCAUUUUGGUGCACAACUGUUUUUCUGAUUUUGUUCUGUACAUGUGUAAAUAGUACUUUUUUUUCAAGGUUUUUAUUAUUUCAGAGGAAAAUAUAAAGGCUGGCUCUGCAGUGUGGCCUUUCUCACUUCAUUUGAUACCUACCCCAUGUCAGAAAUUUCAGACAAUGGAAAUAGCUGUAUAAAUGUAGUUAAUCUUUGCAUGUUUUUUAUAUUAUAGAUCAUAUAGAGGUCUCAGUGUGAAUCAUAACCAGCUUUUAGGAGCUUUAGGUUAAACUUUCUGAAAGAAGGAGAGGCUCUCCAUGUAUGAUGAUGAUAGCAGAUGGUCAGAAACUUUUCAUGUUACAGAUACUGUGCAAAACUUACACAAUUUUCAGUUGCGUUUCUCUUCUCUUCAUAUACUUAAACUAAUAGCAGAGGAUUUUCUUGCUCUGGUGGAUUUGCAAAGAUCCCGUGACUCGAAGUCCACCAGCAGAAACAGCUGUAAAAGUGGAAGUGCAGAUGUUGAACUGUGUGCCUGUAAUUGCAAGUGGAGUGACAUCACCCUGAGCCUGGAGCUGCUCCUGUGCUUUGUGGACGUGCCAACAUAUACUCCAACAUUCAAAGCAUUUUCACUUGGUAAUGAGGUGAACGGCAGUCCCUGUAGGUUAAUAAAGAACAGAAGGGGUAAAAACGUAACUUCAUUUUUGUGGUUUGAAGUUUAAUUUUUUUUUUAAUUAUUUUGUCUGGGUUGAAUUUGUGCAGCUAAAGAACUGACUCAUGACUCCAGUCCUCCCAUCCAUCCCAUGAUUAAGUCUAUUUAUCAAGACUCCAGUUUUGUUUCAGUGUUUUUUCAGCCUGUCUUCAGAUAAGUGAGUCUGCUGCCUCCCAAUCACUCCCACUCUGCUGUUACAACAUAGCAGGCAAGCUACAGCGACAACCACAGCAUAACAAUCCUCUGAAUGCAGACAAUAAUAAGAUGACUGUGUUUUUCCACUAAGUGAAUACAGCUUGUAAACUCUGUGAAAUUAGCAGGAUUGCUGCAUCAUGUGCUAAGCGUGGCUAAAUCGGCAGCAGUUUUAGGUUUUAAACACGCUCAGAGGCUAAAAUCGGACAGUGACAUCACUAUCCGUGGCUGUUUGGUGGUCGUAGUUUGGCUGCGUCACACGUUAGAAAGUUUGCACUGUGGUCCUGGCAGAUGAGGAGGCUUUGUCACACAGAUGGAAAUAUUCUCGUUGUACAUUCACUUUGACAGUGAAGGUUGAGUUUCUCAUCUCUUUCCAAAACAGUGACGCACGUUUUGGUGGAUUUUUGGAGCGUGAGGUGCUGUGUUUGGAACAGCGAAUAUUUACUUUGCAUACACAGAUGUGUUUUUGAACGAUCUAAGAGCAAAUUAAAGAAAGUGAAGGUGAGGGUGAAGUCAAGAAACCUGCGAUUUGGAUCAUAAAACUGAGAGUUUUCUGUCCUCUCAUGAGUUGGAUGUUUGUUUUGGAGUCAGAGAUUAAACAGACAUCUCCACCGUUGGAUAUUUGGUUUUAAAAUGUGUAAAACUAAACUUAGUUUAUCACUCAUCCAGUAUCAGAUGCCCAAACUCUGCUCCACAUCACAGUCUUUGUUCUGAACUUUUUGUUUUACACCCUUAAAUUGUGCAUUUUUCCAUUUCAUCAGGCUGCUUUGUUCAUGUUUUUUUAAUCUCAUGUCUUUCUUUCUCUCGUCUCCAUUUGCUUUGUGGUGGCAGAACAACAAAGUUCGACGGUUUGCUUUUGAGCUGAAGAUGCAGGAUAAGAGCACCUACCUGCUGGCUGCAGACAGCGAGACAGAGAUGGAGGAUUGGAUCAACACACUCAACAAGAUCUUACACAGCAGCUUUGAGAUCGCCAUGCAGGAGAAGAGGAACGGAGACAUCCAUGAUGGUGCGUGUCUCUUUCUGUCUGUCUGCGUGACUGUGGCGCCUGAAGGAACACAAACCUGAAGCUGCACUUUAUUUUGUGUCAGUCUUGUCCAAGUAUUAUCUCAUUUCUUAUUCAGAAUCGAUUUGGGGUUUUGGAGAUGGAAAAUCUUUUUUGUGCAGACUGAAAUCUGUUAGACAAAAGCUGCUUUUGUGUGGUUACAAGGCAGCUUCUGUUGUCUCUUUUCUGAUCAUGAAGGAGCGUUACCUGACAAAAAAAAUCUAAUUAUUUCAUGCUGCUUUCUCUUGAUAGUCAAACUUUUCACUUACUGUGAAGAUUUGCUGAGGGGAAAGUUAAUUUCCAAACGUUUCUUCAGCCCAAAGUUCCAAACUUUUCUACUCCCCUGUAAUGUGAGCAAUAAUAAUACUUAAUUCUGGCUUCUGAGGAAAAUUUUUAGACACUUUGGACUUAAAAGAUCAGUCGAAUGAUCGCUUAACAAGACUUCUUGGUAGUCUGCAGUUUUACAACCUUUGAUUAAUGUAGAUGGUUAUUGAAACUGAAACAGUGAUGUCCGAAAAUGUUACUGAGAUGAAAAAUGUCUCCAAUUAUUAAAUCCAAAACAACAACCAACCAUCCUGUUAAUCCGCUCCUAUUAUCAGAUUAUUUGUUCAGGGAUACCUUACCCACCCUGAGGAUGUUUUUUUUAAACUAGACACCAUUCAUUCAUGCCAACCUCCACUCACUCCUCAUAGUUCACUUCCUCCUGUAGUAAGGUAGUGCAGUCUGAAAGGAUGUGAUACCGGACCACCCAGACUUUUAAUACUCACCUCCUGUCCCACAGGAGGUUUAGCCAUGCAGGAAAGACGCUGAAUGCUUCUGCACAAAAACACUCCACUAAUCUCCCCUAACUCUUCAGACCUGAUUAAUCACACUCCGCAUGAGAGAAAAUACAACUCUGUUUGAGGAGAUCUGGGAGCUUUCUUUAAAACCUCAAUCUCCACUCUGACUGAUUUGUGUACACUUAAAAUGAGUGUUUAUCGCGCUUUUAUGCGUCAGUAAGAGAUUAAGAAAUUUUAUGGCAUGAAAGAGAAGUUUUGUUUGUGUUUUUAAGUCUUUCGCCACAUUUUAACGGCUGUCUUUUGUAUUUUCCUCCAGAUGAUGAUCUUGCAAAGUCAGACAGUUCCUCUGGCAGUCUGGACAGCUUUCAGGUAGGUCCUGCUUUCACAUUCGAGUGUUUGAACAUUAAAUCUCUGGACCUUAUUGAAUUUGUGAAAAAAAGCCUCCUCAGCAACAAAAAUGUGUCUUGGGUCGCUUCUUAUUUCUCUCUGAUUCAUCUGUUUUAUUCCUUUGAACUGAACAUUAACACAGACCUUUAGUCAUGUGAUAAACUGUAUUUUCCUCUACAUAUUUGGUCCUUUUAUAUUAUCAUUUAGGAUGUAUGCAAACUAGUAGACAACACACCAAACUCCAGGCUUUUAAACACAAGAAAAUAUGAAAAGGGAGGAAGCUGUAACCUGUACUGACAUCAGAACGAACACCUGCAUCAACAGUUUUCAGAUUUUUUAGUGAAUACACACGUUUCCAAAUGAUCUACUGACUGAUAAAGGCAGCGAAAUACAAUUUAUUUCUUGAAUUCAUCUUUUUUUUUUUUUACGCUGCGAAGUGGAAUGCAGUACUGGAGCCAUAUGUGCUGGGGAAAGUGCUGGGAACAGUUAACUGAGCAGGCUUGACAUGUAACAGUAAGCAGUGCUGAAAUAAAUGGUGGUACCACCUGCCUCUCAGCACUCAGCCUGUCCGUCCACUGGCCUGUAAAAUAUGAAGCUUGUUUCCAGAUGGAUGCAAAUCACACACAAAAAACUCUGCCUGUGGUGCGUUUACAUAUCGCGUCUUCUGUUUCAAAGAGUCGAUGAUAUCAUCAGUUCAGGAAAUGCUUUUUGUCUCCUCAGAGUGCGAGAGAUAUAGAGUCGAGGAUGAGGAACGAGACCAGGCUGAAGCUGUUCACUCUGGACCCAGACACACAGGUAAUAGAGUGUAAAACACAUUAACCUUCACUUAUUCCCGUGUGGAAAUAAGAUCUAAUCUAACACUCCUUAAUCAAAUAAAAACAUCCUCUAUUGUUCUGUCUUCAGAAACUUGACUUCUCAGGAAUCGAGCCGGAUGUGAAGCAGUUUGAGGAGAAGUUUGGUAAACGUGUUCUGGUGAACUGCAAUGACCUCUCAUUUAAUCUGCAAAGCUGUGUGGCUGAGAACGAGGAAGGACCAACAACAAACGUAAGGAUGAUCUCUUACACAAUCAACGCCAAAUAACAGAAAUGUCAUUACCCGGGUUAUGAAAGACGGAUGAGGAGCUUUAUUAGACAGGCCGGAUGAACUCUCCUCAUUAUUUGAGCCACUGAAUGACUCCUGUUGCUCGGCAACCAAACUCCAGGCUCAGUAAUGGUGAAGAAUCUGUAUAAUGGAUUUGGAUGUCCUGCUGUCCCUCGCAACAGAAAGUGUCUAUUAAAGUGUCAACAUGUCAAGACUUGGUCUCAACACUGAUCAGACACACACUCGCCUACACACUCACACACACUCUAGAAAAACUGAAGUAUGUUCAGCGAGCACCACCCUCUGUAAAUUGACUGGUAUAGCUCAGAGAGGGAAAUUCAACUUUUUUUUUUACUUCUCUUCCAGGUUGAGCCAUUUUAUGUCACGCUGUCACUGUUUGACAUUCAAAACGGCAGAAAGAUCUCCUCUGACUUCCAUGUGGACUUGAACCACCCGUCUGUACGGAGCAUGGUGACAAAAAACACCUGCCAGUACAUGAACGGGGGAGGGGACACCCAUCCUGAGGGGCAACGACAGGUUCAUGGGGUGCCUGAGGCAAACUUGCAGUAUCCAAAACUGGUAAGGAACAAAACAAACAAAAAAAAAACAGAACUGGAAGAGUGUUAUUUGCUCAGCCAGUCUUAUUGAAAAAAUGGACAAAAAUUCAUUUUUACAUGAUAUUAAAGGCAGCACAGGUAGCUUAGUGUUACUUUAGUGCAGUGGUUCUCAAUCCAGUCCUCAAGGCCCACUGUCCUGCAUGUUUUGGAUGUUUCCCUGCUCCAACACACCUGAUUCAAAUGAUCAGCUCGUUAUCAAGCUCUGUAAUGGCUUAAUAACGAGCUGAUCAUUUGAAUCAGGUGUGUUGGAGCAGGGAAACAUCCAAAACAUGCAGGACAGUGGACCUUGAUGACUGGACUUGAGAACCACUGCUUUAGUGCAUCCUCUGGAGAGCAUGAAUCACAAAUAAGAGCUCUUGAAACUUCAUCCAAUAGUUUGAAACUUUAAACCUGUACACCUCAAAGAUAUAUUCGGCAUAAUUAAUUUAGGGUCAAACACACCAUAACACCGAGUUAGACACCCCCUCGAGAGAUGAAUGUUGCCGACUGCUUGCUUCUCUAGUUAUACCAACUUUAGUAACGGCCGCACAAUAGCAAUACACAGUGGUCUAUGGAACCACACAAAAACCUCAACCAAAAAGCCACUCUAUAGCCACAAACAAUGCUCAGAACACCGCCUAACUUCAUCAACAGUACAUAUAGGGUCCCAGCCACAGAACUAGCCACAAAACAUCUUUUUAGCUUUGCCUGAUUUCUUUAGCAAAGAGACUAAACACAACUCACCUACUCUCUUCCAGCAGGGUGAUGCAGCUCAACGAAGAACAUUUAUGAUCAUUUCUUCAUGGAAAUGCAAUCAGACUGAGACGCUAAAGCAGAAGAACUACAGCGUUUGCGGUGCAAAAUGAUUGAUAUGACUAUUAUUACUUCAAGGAAAUGAUAAAGUAAUGAUCAUAAAUGUUCUUCCUUGAGCUGCGUCACCCCGCUGCAGUCAGAUUCGUCCAAGGUCUUCUUACAAACAAGCUGCUGCUGGAAGAGAGUGGGUGAGUUGUGUUUAGUCUCUUUGCUAAAGAAACUGGGCAAAGCUAAAAAGAUGUUUGGUGGCUAGUGCUAUGGCUGGGACCCUAUAUGUACUGUCGUUACUAAAGUUAGUAUAACUAGAGAAGCAAGCGGUCGGCAACAUUCAUCUCUCGAGGGGGUGUCUAAUUCGGUGUUAAGGUGUGUUUGACCCUAAGUUACUUUUACACCGGAAUAUCCCUUUAAGGUCAGCCCCUCAAAUUCUUAAGAAUAGUGAGAGAUGCAGGAGUCAUUAGGAUUCAUCCUCUGGAGAACAUGAUUGUACACAAUUUCUUUUACUCAGUCUGAUAGACAUUUUUACAUCCUUCUCUGUAACCUCCUUCUUUGUUUUUAUUACUAUUCAAACCUAUUAAGCAUUAAUAAAAUUCCAACAUUUUCAUGGUCUCCAUAGGGGGUCUUCUCAGUGACAUGCCCCCAUCCGGAUAUCUUCCUAGUGGCCCGAAUAGAGAAGGUGCUGCAGGGUGGAAUCAACCACUGUGCUGAGGCCUACAUGAAGAGCUCGGACUCUGCUAAGGUAUUGACCCACCCAUGAACUUUCCCCACUGUCCUCCUCACAGCCCAGCAGUGCGUUCCCCUGCUCUCAGCAGAUUCCUGGAGAUUAUUCCACAUUAUACACCGAUAAUCAUCCUUGUUUUUAAGUGCUGACCAGUUGCACAGGAGCAUUGACUUUGGCUGUACAAAUGUGGUUGUGCACCCUGCUGGGACCUGCGGUGGGCAGUAAUGUGAUUCAGAAAACACGUGAAGUAUGUUUUUUGUGUGUAUGUGCCAACAACACCGGGGAAAAAAAACUCAUUUUUAUGUAUGUUUUAGAGGGGCAUGCUAUCAAGACUUUUCCAUAUAUGUGUCUGUUAUAGGGACCAGCAGUAUGUUAAAUUUGUUACAGUACAGUAGAGCCUAAAAUAACGGGUAUGUCUAAAGUGAUGGAGCUCAAAUAACAUGUUUCUUUUUUUCCACCAGGUGGCACAGAAGGUCCUGAAAAAUGCAAAGUGGGCGUGCAGCCGGUUAGGCCAGUACAGGAUGCCUUUUGCCUGGGCAGCAAGGUACCUUAUCUGCUAAAAAAAAUAGCUUUUAUUCGUAAGUUUUGUCUUUUUAUUAACCUGUGUCAUCUUUAUUUGUACUUAACUUUAAGCACAUCCUAUAUAAAAACACACCAGCAGUAUAGCUUACAAUCUUUGAGUGAAGACACGCAAGAGAUUUGAAUCGAAAACCUUAAUGUUUCAUGAUAACUUCCUAGUAACCUUAUUUGUAUAUCUUUAUUAGUUAUUCACUUAGUAUGAACCAUUUUGACAGAAGAUGUCAUAGAUUUUUUUAACAAGGUUUUUGUCAGUUCUAACUUUUUUAACAUUUAAAUGAGGUGUAUAGUAGUGAAAAAUGACUGAACAAUGAGUUUCUUACUGGUCUCUUCUGGCUCUUGAACCCUCAUUGUUUCAUUUAUUUCAAACUCCUUAUUCACACAUUAUCUGCAAGACAAGAUUCAAGUUCCUGACUCUUUGAUUCUCUUCCCUCUUGCAGGCCUUUGUUCAAAGAUGCUUCAGGGACACUUGACAAAAGUGCUCGCUUCUCAGCUCUAUACAGACAGGACAGCAACAAGCUAUCCAAUGAGGAUAUGCUCAAACUGCUGGCUGAUUUCAGAAAGUAAGCAUUGCUUUCUAUAAUUGCUCUGAGUUUUAAACUGUCUGAGCGAUCUUGCAGAUGUUUAGGGAGUGAAAAUAUGUUCUCAUAGGUCAUACUUUGGUCAGUUAAAAAUAAGAUGUUUGCUCACGUCUAUGUAUAUGGUGUGGUGUUUAAACAGUAUAUCCCAGUCAUCCCCCUCCUCUCUGGUCUUUAAGAGAUGAUAGCAAAGGCUUAACUGGAGUUUAUUUUCCUUUCCUCAGGCCAGAGAAGAUGGCCAAGCUGCCUGUAAUCCUUGGAAACCUUGAUGUUACUAUCGACAAUGUAGCCCCAGACUUGACAAGUAAGGCCUCUAAAUCUGCUCCGUACAGCCGCGAUGAAAGCUCUCUCUGCUCUAAUCAGAUGGGUCCCUGUUGUCUGCAGGCUGUUUAUUUGCUCUCUCUCCCUCCUGCUCCUGUAUGCAGAUUGUGUUACCUCAUCCUACAUUCCUGUGAAACAGUUUGAUGUCAGUGAGAAGACCAAUGUCUUCUUUGAAGUGGAGGAGUUUGUGCCGUGUAUCGCCAAAUGUUCUCAGCCUUUCACCAUCUACAACAAUCACCUCUAUGUCUACCCGAAGCACUUGAAGUAUGACAGCCAAAAGUCUUUUGCAAAGGUAUCAAAGCUGAGCCAUUAUUGAAAGUUAUUUUGCAGAAAAUGUACACCUGGAGGGAGGGAUUAUGGGCACUUUUUACUUCUUUUGCAGUGAAGAUGUUUGAUUUCUGUCAUUUUGUGUGUUUUCAGGCUAGAAACAUAGCCGUUUGCAUUGAGUUCAAGGACUCUGACGAUGAAGAGGCUGUCCCACUGAAGGUAGAGUGAACUGAUUUCCUGGAAAGUUCUUCCAGGUCAUUGAAGGACACUUUUCUCCUGGUCCAGGAGACAUAAUUAUUGUUGCUUUCAAUCCACAGUGCAUCUACGGUCGACCUGGAGGAUCUUUGUUUACCAAAAAUGCCUUCGCUGCAGUAUUACAUCACCAGCACAACCCUGAGUUUUACGAUGAGGUAAAAUCAACUACAUCAGCUGUCAACAAAUCACAAAAUAAUGAGUUCAAUUCAUAUAUUGAAUUUAGCCAAUCAAUGACACAGCUUUUUUCUGUGCCUUCAGUUUAAGAUCGAGCUGCCAACUCAGCUUCAUGAAAAACAUCAUCUGCUCUUCACCUUCUACCACGUCAGCUGUGAGAGCAACAGCAAGGCCAGCACCAAAAAGAGAGACCUGGUCGAGACUCAAGGUUUCAAAGAGCAACAAUGAAUCGACUUUCCAGAUUCACAAUCACCUCAUUUCAAGAGUCUGUCUUCACUGAUUGUUUUACCUCCUGUCUCUCCUCCCUCAGUGGGUUUCGCCUGGCUCCCCCUGCUGAAAGACGGUCGGGUUACCAUGAAUGAGACUCAGGUCCCUGUGGCUGCUAACCUGCCGGCUGGAUACCUCAGCUGUCAGGAGGGUGCUGGCAAGGUAGAGAGGAUUUGCAGAGAUUUUAAGCUAAAAAUUCACAGCCCACAACAUAACAGAAGUGGAGAAAGAAGUAUAAUGUGAAAAACUGUGACUGGAAAAUAGUUACUGAGUGUUCAAGUGAAGGAUAAUACUUCUCUGUGUUACAGCAUUCGAGUCCUGAAAUCAAAUGGGUGGAUGGAGGCAAACCUUUAUUCAAGGUUUCCACUCACCUCGUGUCCACUGUCUAUACUCAGGUGAGUUUUUUCUGUGUAAAUGUCACACUUUAAAAUGAUGACUCCUUAUCACGAUUUUAUUUCAAAACCAGUUUCAUGGAUAAAUCCUCUUUGUGUCUCUCAUAGGAUCAACAUUUGCACAAUUUCUUUCAUCACUGUCAGAACAUUGCAUCUGCACCCCAGACACCAGGAGGAGAGCUGGUCAAAUACCUGAAGGUAAAACAUGAAAACAAGAGUAUAACAUGUACAAAUACAGACUCCAGUACUUAAACACAUGCCAUAAUGCUGUAACGCUGUGAAUUUAAAUUUGGUGGAAAAUUAGUAUGUACAUACUUUCUUGUUUUGCUCGAUACGGUUUCCAGACGAACCAGCUUGUAUUUCAGCUUAAUCAGGUUGUAUUUCCUCUGCAUAUUUGAGGAGAAACUUACAAGAUGGAGUAAGUAAUGACAUGCAGAAGACCUCAAACAGCUACAAUGUGUUUACUCAUCAGUUCAACUUUAAGCACAACUCUUGUGUCAGUAUUCUCAGCAGUUAUGCAUUAAAUCCACUCCUUGAACUGCAUGUAAAAAUAGAGAAAUGAGUCAUGAAAACCAAAACUGUCUUUUUUUUAAAUUAGGGUCUUAAUGUGUUUGAUUGUGCUGUGAAAAUGGGCAUUGAAAUAUAAACUUACUUACAAGUACAACUUCCCUGGUUUUUGUAUCCACCCUCCAGUGGACACUAUGGGUACUGCAGAAUUUUGCAGUCAUGCACUGGCCUCAUACAGUCUGCAUUUGAACAUUGACACAUUCAGCAUAGCUGAGGGCACAUGCGCUGUAAUCAUGCAUAAUCCACAGACUGAGAGAUACACUUUAACAGGAGGAUAUUUGAUCCUUUUAAGGGAAAAUAAGACAUGUUUUGUUUUCCCACUUUUGCUGCUCUGAAUCACUUUGCAAGAUGAUGCUCACUACAAAACUGCAAAAAAAUGAUCACACAAAGUUUUCUGUUCUUCUUCGAGGUUUUACACUCUAAAUUCUCAGUCACAGAUUGAUCAUGACUUUAAUCUAUUACUUUCUAUGUACAAAUUUAACAACAAAGACAAAGCCUGCAAUACUUAAUCUAUUACCUAAUACCCGCUAUGACUUUUUUCCCUUUUUUUACUGGUUCACUUGUAGCUCAGUUAUCACUUUUCCCAUCAUUCACUUCCUUAUUCCAGUCCAUGGGAGCCCUCGUUCUCACCUCCCCUCUGUGUUCAUUGGCAUGCACAGUGAUACAUCUCUUGAGUUCUAAUGUAAACACUGCGGUGGACACGAACAAUAGCCAGAGGGUCAAACAGCAGGUCAGCUGUGCUGGCUGGCUGGCGGCUCGCCAAAUGACUUGGCAAAGCUCGAGCCAGUUUCCUGCACACAGACAAUAAUGCACUGGGACUCACAAUUAUCCAUGUUCCAGGCAGCUGAAGCAGAAGGUGGAGGUGAUUAGAAAGAUGCUGCUCUCUCACGUCAUCUCCUGUUGUUGCCACUUCUUCACAUGUCAUUAAUAAUUUAAAACGAUUUAUUAUUGACUCCUUGUUUGCAUGAUAACAGAAUACAACCUUAAUUUUUUUAAACUUUUAUCCUCCCUUCAGAGUCUGCAUGCCAUGGAGAGCCAUGUCAUGAUAAAGUUCCUGCCCACCACCCUAAACCAGCUGUUUAGGGUGCUGACCAGUGCUACCCAGGAGGAUGUAGCCGUCAACGUCACCAGGUAAGUUCUUCUGUGGAGAUCUUUGACUUAUUGAAGCUCAAAUUUAAAGGUAUUUCAUGGAAACUCUGAUAAGAACAUAGACUCAUAAAUGGAAACAUCACGUUUUUAGACUAAAGUGCAAAUAAAAAAGUCCUUUUACUGUCACAUUUGAUGAUAAUUUUAGUUGUGUCUUUUACACUUCUUUUCUUUAGGUGUUUUUGCUUCAAAACAAUCCAGUUAUAUAACUUCAAGUAUCCCUCUGUAUUGUUUUCUUGUAGGGUCAUGAUCCACAUUGUAGCCCAGUGCCAUGAGGAGGGGUUGGAGCACUACCUAAGAUCAUAUGUAAAGGUACAUUUCACACUCAGCCUAUCUCAUCUCUCCAUAAACUAUAUAUUCAGUGGUUAAGUUUCUCACGGUUCUCUUCACAUGUUUCUGUUUCAGUAUGUUUUCAAGACUGAGCCAUACACAUCGUCCAACAGCCGAACAGUGCACGAGGAGCUGGCUAAAGCCAUGACUGCAAUCCUGAAGCCUUCCACUGAUUUUCUCACCAGUAACAAGCUCCUCAAGGUAACAUGCCUGUACUUUUUCCAGAGGAGUACAGACGAUGUGAUUAUAAUUGGCAUGAAUUUCCUCUUUAUUGUUCUCUGAUACAUGUUUUUCCGCCUCGCAGUACUCCUGGUAUUUCUUUGAAGCCCUCGUCAAGUCCAUGGCUCAGCACUUGAUUGAGAGCUGUAAAGUGAAGGUAAGUCUGCCACAACAUGCGUGUGUUUCUCUGCAGUGUCUGCUCCUGUCUGCUUUAUAAAGGCUUAGCUUCCCCACUGUGGCUCACAACAUGCCAGGUCUUGUGGACAGCCACAUCGCCACAGUCCAAGUAUUAUGUGUCCACAGGCUGCCCCACGUGGCCGAGCAGUUUAAUUAGAUUUAUUUUUUCAUACCAAGUGAGCAACCACAUCCCUGGGUUUUAACCUCCACUGGUGUAGUGAGGAGGCAAGUAAAGUUACCGCAGGAGGAGGUCGCACCAGUGUGGAAACUGAGAGACUUCAGUACAGGGACACAGUUCAAACAAUUCUCAGAAGUGUCUUGAAUUGGAAAACAAAUAAAUGCAAUAAAACAGACGAAUGAACUUGACUUAUGGUUAUUUUAUCGACAUAAAUGCUGCACUGCUAAACCAUUGUGGUCUGAAACCAUGACUUAGAGGCAGUAGUCAGCUUCAGAGUGAAUAUUUCUCGAAAUAUAGUGUUUAUCCUUAUCUUAUUUUUUCUAUUGCAGCAGUGUGGCUUACUCGUUGCAAUAAUUGUUGCAGAGCAGUGCAGCUCUAGCUGUAUCAGGGUCUUUUUCUCUUUUGGUAUUAGACUUUUUAGCCGUGUUCAAACUUUGAUGAAUAAACUGUGCUAUGGCCCACAGCUGUCCAGGAAUCAGCGUUUCUCUGCAUCCUUCCAUCACACUGUGGAGACUCUGGUCAACAUGAUGAUGCCUCACAUCACUCAGAAAUACAAAGACAACCUUGAUGCUGCCAGAAACGCCAACCACAGCCUGGCGGUCUUUAUCAAGGUCAGCAGCUAAUGCCACUUUAUCUCACUUAAUUAAAAAUGCACCAGCCUUUUUAAAUGUUCUAAAUUAUUUAUUGACUGGAUAUAUGAUAAAUUUGUGAAUGUCCUUAAGUUUCUUAAGCUAACUUGAUAUCAAUAAUGACAAAGUGUUUUUCAAUUUCUCCUGUAGCGCUGUUUUAACCUGAUGGACCGAGGCUUUGUGUUCAAGCAGAUCAACAACUAUAUCAACUGCUUCAUGCCUGGAGACCCAAAGGUAUCCUUAGGAAACACAAAAUCAUUUACAGACACGACUUAACAUCCACUAGUCUGUCAUUUUCCUCUUUUUUUCAAAUUGUAUCUCUUGUAUCUGUUUUUGCAGACUCUGUUCGAGUUCAGGUUUGAGUUCCUGCGAGUUGUGUGCAACCAUGAGCACUACGUCCCUCUAAACCUGCCCAUGCCGUUCGGAAAGGGGAGAAUCCUGAGAUUUCAAGGUGAGAAGUCUUUAAAGUUCGAUCUGUCUGUGAUCAUUGAAGAGGGUUUUUGGUUCAGCAGCUUUGAUUUUACAAAAUGUACUUUGUUUCGUGUUCCUUAAUUAGCUUUAUUAUCUCCAAAUGAUACGGUGGAGUCAAACGAAACUCUAGUAGGUAGGUGAAAGGGUGUGCCUGCAUGUCGUCUCAGAAUAGAGUUUAACUCAAUCUGCUUACUAUCUCAAGAUUAUACUCCUUUUAUUUGUGUACAGCAGCUUAGACUGGCUUUUUGUGCUGGCUUUAUGUGCAUCAGUUUUUCUGUUUCGAUUGGUUUGGAGUUGAAGAACAACAAUACUUCUUGACAUUUCCCAGAAAUCAUGUCUUCACAAUGCUUUCAUUACUGAUUAGAAUUGACAGCUCAGUCUGUUUGACUGGACUGCUUUCAUCUGAGGGAAUAUUGGGAGUGUGGUUUGGAGUUGUUUUGCAGCUGUUCAAUCACAACAUUAAAUCCUGUUUGUCUUUUUCUAUGAUGAUCAAUGUCAGUGUGUAACAGCAGCUCGUUCACACAGCCUGAAUCUGUUAGUCAUGAAAUUUAUUCUUACCUCAUAUAGUUGGAUGAAUCAUUUGUUAUUAAAUGAAUUACACUAUCUAAGAUUGUCCUGUUGUUUUUGUUAAUAUUUCUGUAUCUUUCUGUAUCUUUACCUGCCUUCUCUUCUUCCUCCCAGACCUCCAGCUGGAUUACUCUCUGACAGAUGACUUUUGCAAAAACCACUUCCUGGUGGGGCUGCUGCUCAGGGAGGUCAGUGCAGCUCUGCAGGAGUUCAGGGAAAUCCGUCAGAUCGCCAUCCAAGUGCUGAAGAAUCUGAUGAUAAAGCACACAUUUGAUGACCGCUACAUCUCCAAAGUACGCAGCUCUUCUUUACCUUUCUGUCUUUUAUUUACUCUUCAUCUUAGUCUCUGAUGUGUGAGUCUGAUUCAAGAGAAAAAAUCGACUUGUUUUUCAGAGUCAGCAGGCCAGGAUGGCCACACUGUACCUGCCCUUGUUUGGUCUGCUCCAAGAGAACGUCAACAGGCUGAAUGUAAAGGAGGUUACUCCGUUUCCCAUCAACCACUCCAACAAUGUAAGAGAGCCAUCUAGUGGUUUCUUUUUGUUAUUGUAAAAUCCCUAAGUAUUGUUGCUUUUUUAAUAUUAUAAACCUGGAAAAAUAACAAAGCAACAUAUCCCUCAGACAUAUGUACUGAUAUAUAUAUAUUUACAUUAAAUGAUAAACAAUUUACCAAAAAAAGGAGAAUAAAGUCAGUGGACGUGAUGAAAUCUCUGUUUCAGCAGGAUAAGAUAAAAUAAAAUAACUAUAUACUCAGUAAAAGGGCUAAAACACAUUUAUAUACACAGUAAAUUCGUCAGUUUAAUAAAUGCAUCGGUUAAAUGAAAGCUCUGUUUCUCCCCAGAAUGGAAGAGAAGAUUUGCUUUUUACCAACGCUUUGAUGACACCUCCCAGGUCCAGCACUUUCCUGGACACCAGCUUGCACAAAGAUGUGUUUGGAGCCAUCUCUGGCACCUGUGAGUGGGAAGGAGAUGCCCAUAUAUUUUUUUUAUUUUUUAUUUUAAUUUAUUUUUUUCAGUUUUUCUUCUGUUAAUUUAACUCCCUUUUCUCCCACAGCCUCACCUCACACAUCUUCAACUCCAAACAUUAACUCUGUGCGCCACGCAGACUCUCGUGGCUCACUCAUCAGCACUGAUUCUUCCAACAGCCUGCUGGAGAGGAACAACGACAAGGGCAACUCGCUGGAUAAGGUACAGGCCGCGAGUAAUUUCAAAAUAAAAUCAUGUAACUUGAUUUAUAAGAUCCUCAGGGAUAUCAGAGUUCCCCUUGUUGUGUCAGAAGUUUCACAGAAAGUCACCCUAUGUUAACUUGUAUCAUUGACUCCCCCAACCUUACCUGUGCGGCUGGCCGUGGCAGAUGGAGAAGUUUGUGCGAAGACACUCGGUCAAUGUCCCCCACUUCUCUACUGAGGAGACCGUGCUCUCUGUGCGCACCAAACGUGUCACCAUGGACUUCUCCCUGCUCUCUGUCCCCUGGGUGUCAGAGAGCACCCUGCAGCCCAGCAUUUCACUUCAAGUAUAAAAAAACCUUCCUCCACACAGUCCUCCUGUUCUCAUAGGAGUGUCCCACCUGGGAGUGUUAGAGUGUGUGUGAGUGUCCCUGUGUGCUGAACCCUUUCUUUGCCAGAUGAUUCUCAGGCUCUGGCCUGUUGUUCUCUGGUUCCUUGAAGCCGCCCUCAUACUUCAGGGCCACACAGGGUUUUCCUCGGCUGUUUUUCCAGAUGCUCAUAAGCGUGCAGGCUUUAGAGAUUUCUCCUUAUGUGUCAUUUUCUGCUUUCCUGGAAAACAGCCUCAAGAUAAAUCUGAGAAGAAGUCUGCUACACAAAAAUAUUUGAUUUUACUGACAGUGGUCUUUUGUCUUUCAUCUUCAGUUAAAGCAUGUCAGAUUUUCGUGGCCUUUAUUACAGUGUGUGUAAAAGCCUAAAGGGACAGGAUGAUUAAAAAAAAAGAUGACAGUCAACUUUUCAAGAAAUCUAACUUUAGCCCAGAAGUACCCACCCUUAAAAACACCAAGUAAAAAGCCAGGACCAUUGCCUCAUGCUUUCCACUAAGUCAUCCUCUUGGUCUGGACGAACUGCUGGCAAAGGAACGUGCUUGGUAUACCGCCAGUCCCUCUUUGCUGUGGUAGAAAUGUUGCUCCACUGCUUUGGUUCUGUUUCCUCCCUGCUCUGUCCUCAGCUGGACAAAAUGGUGACUGUUUUUCCACAGUGCAUUCAGUCCUGCAACAACUGAGUGAAUGCUACCACCACUGUAGUGUAGUUUAACUACUGUAUCGAAUGGCAUAAUGAUUUUUUCAUUGAUUAUAAAUAACCUCUGAAUAGUGUUUAUAAACUACUAUUUAUAAAACACUUUUUUAUGAUGACAAUUUCACAGAAAGUGCUGUACAUAUUCUACUUUCUGUGCAAAGACUUGACUCUUAAACUAAAUUUUUGGUCAAAAAUUUGUCACGGUUUAAGCCCUUUUUUUCUCUUUAAGAAUGAUCAAAUACACUUUUACAAUUUACACUAGUUUAUCUCGAGGCAUGUAAAGACACAGAUAAAGGCCAUGAUGGGAUAUUUUAUCUUUAUUUGUUGUUUUUUUUCUGUGUGUGCCUAAUUAUCGUUUUCAAUCAUCAUAGAACCAGCCUGCUUCAACACUGGGCAGCACCCUCCUGAGAUGUGAUAAACUGGACCAGGCAGAGAUCAAAAGCCUCCUCAUGUGCUUCCUACAUGUGCUUAAAAGCAUGUCUGAGGGUAAAAUCACUGUCACGUUUCACUCCUUUCUUAAAAUCUGCUCUCCCCAUAAUAAUAAUAAAAAAAAACAAAUCACUGUUUGUUUGGUUUUUUUCAGAUGCUCUGUUUACAUACUGGAAUAAGGCCUCACCUGCUGAGUUGAUGGAUUUCUUCACUUUGAUCGAGUAAGAGAUCUUUGCUGGUUUUUGGUGACAGCCUCAACAUUAGAAGUAAAGUUAAUAAUUUGUUUUGUGUGAUCUUCUUUUUCUUAUUUUUCCUCUCAGAGUGUGUCUCCAUCAGUUCAGAUACAUGGGAAAGAGAUACAUCGCAAGGUAAUGCUGUCAAGCGAUGCAUGAAUGCCAUUAUUUCAUGUUGGGUUAUGAAUUAGUUCAACUUUAAGAGGAGGGCUUCAGAAAUGUUCAAAGAUUCUUCUCUGUCAUGAACAUAGACUGUAUAUAGAAUGGACGCCGUCUGCCUCCUUGCUGGGUGAAGCCACUUCAAAAACAGCACCCUCUGGUGACAGGCUGCAGUAUAGGUCAUAAAUCCCACCUCCUCCAGCAAUCCCUAUGCAGCUGUGGACAAACUUUAGAGAUUAAUUUCAUACAAUAUAAAUGUUUCUCCCUCCUGCUUGCGAUGUUGACAUGUAGUUACUAUAAGACUGGUUUGUGCUCCAGUCCUCUUUUUUCUGUACAGCUCCAUUUUUAUUAUUAGGGUGUUCAUGUUUUGUAUGAUUGACACUUGAUACAGCCUACGGGUGUACGAAGAUUGCGUAGCUCACCCAGGGGGGUACGCUGUUUGGGCCGAGCGUCAUCACAGAAACUCUCGGUGACUCUCCCGCCGAAUGCGCACAACGCUACUGCGCAAGUUGUAAAAUAAAUCCCAGAAAAUCCUGGAAAUACUGAGAGCAAUUCAGUUUUAAAUUUGUAUAAUGAUGGAAGGCAGAGCUAAGUUGUCCAUAGUAUAUACAGUCCAUGGUCAUGAGCAACAGUUCCAACAUGUACCUUUAACUGACACCAAUAGUCUAGCUUUAACUGUUUAAAGAGAUUUAAUAACAGAGUUAAAUCUUUCUGGGACUGCUGAAAUGUGAAGAACCCUGGUUGGGGUUUGAUUUUUUGGGGUUGGGGUUGAUGGUUUAAUGUCAGACAACAAAACUACUUUUCUAUGAAACAUUAUUACUCGUAAAACUUUCUAACAUGUGACAGUGAUGUUGCUACUCAGUGCUUUGCUUUUUCUCUAUCAGUCUUACACAUAAUUGCCAAUUUGUGAGUGAGGUGUCUUGACUGUCUAUUUGAAAUUAAUGCAAACAAACACACACACAUGCUGUACUAUCGUCACAAUAUGGAAGCUGAUCUGGCCGUGACUUCCAGAGGGCUUUGGAUGUUCACUCAUUUUAACCUCCCACCACUGUUUCUAUCUUUAUUCACUUAAAUGCUGGCAAGUUUAACAUAAUGAAAUAAAACCUGGCUCCUGCCCUGUCCUGCUUGGGUAAGACUUAAUGUGACACUGACUCUCUUUAACUACAUGCAUGAUGUCUGCUCACCGUUAAAAGUUGCAGUGUUAUGACACAUCUUCUGUCUUUGAGUUAACCACUGUUUCUUUCAUUCUUCUAUGCAUGGCAUCUGCAUUAAAUCAUGCUUUGUGGCCGCCUCUGCUGCUUUGAUUAUUACUUCUUCAAACUGCAUGCCAGAUGAUUAAUAUGGCACAACUUGACUUCUUUAGCAAUCACUGUGGGCUCAUUUAUAAAAUCCACCCACAAUUUUUCAAAAAGCAUUUUAGCCAUGCUUUUGAAUACAUAUAAAAUUCUCAAAAGCCACUAUUUGAUAUGAAAGGUUAUUAAAUAUUAUAGUUUCAGCUUUAAAUAUAAAAAAAUUGACUCUUGCUCCAAUGGGAGAUUAACCGUCCACUAAUUGAGGCUCUGCUACUGGUCAGCCAAUCAUCUAACAUUGUCCUGUUUCCUCAUCAGGAACCAGGAUGGGGCAGGACCUGUAGCACAUGAGCGGAAGUCUCAGACUCUGCCUGUGUCCCGCAACAGGGCGGGAAUGAUGCAUGCCCGCUUACAGCAGCUCAGCAGCCUGGAUAACUCUUACACUUUUAACCACAGUAAGUGCCCCAUGCUUUACUUUUCAUCAAAUGUCCUCUACCAGAGAAGUCCUGCUGCCCUCCGCCUCACCCUGUGUAGUCUUACCCCUCAGGCUUUUCAACAUCAUCUUCAUCAACAUCAUCCUCCUCUCUUGUAUCCUCUGAAGACAUGGGGCUAGCACGGUUGUUUUAGACAACGACUAAGGCAGCUGUGUUUAGCUUUAUUUUGGUUUCAUCCAAAGGGUCAAAAAUUGUAUGCUUCUGUUAUUAUUGGCGUUUUUUAAUACAGUUUCUUUGUGUUUUCAGUGUAAGAAAGAUUUCAAGUAUUCUUGGAAUAUCUGUAGACCAUGGUAAGAAUGUAUCGGGUUGGCAGGCAGUUUGCAGACUACUUUACUGGCUCUGUUCAUUUGGUUGAAUUAUGAGCAUGCCUGUUUUAACUGAACAUUAGCUAAAAAACCUUUACAUCCAUCUGGCUAGCUCAUGUGCUUUUACAUGUUUUCAUUUCAUUCUCUGAAAAACGUAAUCAAUCCAAAACUAUGAAGGGUUUCAUUCCAAAAUACCGCCAGUGUAUUUUGGAAAAAUGCCGCUUUUACUUUUUUCAUCCAGAAGAAAUCAUAUUUGAGCGCCAUACAGCUUCAAUGCUACAAUUUGUUUCCAUUGUCAGCAUUCAUGAACGGUAUUGAUUACAUAAGUGGUCUGAGUUUUUUCCCUGAUUGGAAUGAAACUCAUUAAAUCCAACUUCUUCAUCUGCACCUGCUUUGCCUUUAACAGUAUUUCAUGUUCUGAGACUGUUGAUAUGAUGUGAAAUGACUGAUGCAUCUCUGCUGGAGAGUAUGUGAUAUACCGGUCAGGGGAAAACCGCUACAGCUCUCUGUUUGGUCCAUUUCAGCCUACAGUCACUCAGAUGCAGACGUCUUGAAUCAGUCCCUCCUUGAGGCUAACAUCGCUACUGAAGUGUGCCUGACCGUCCUGGACACGCUGAGUAUCUUCAUCAUGGGGUUCAAGGUAACACCCAUAAACUGUACCUUUAUUAGAGAUCUGGUACCGUUUAUAUAAAGUAGUGUAGAUCAUAUAACACAUGUCAUGUUUCUUUAUUUUUCUAUAUUCUGCCGCUCUGUUUCUCCUCAGACCCAGCUUUGCUCUGACCACGGCCACAGUCCACUAAUGAAGAAAGUGUUCGAUGUCCACCUCUGCUUCCUCCGGAUCAACCAAUCAGAGACGGCGCUCAAGCAGGUCUUCACUUCGCUGCGUACUUUCAUCUACAAGGUAGGAGCAUCAUUGUUUUCUCCUGUCUUACGUGUGCUCCCUCCAGUGUCACCACAGCUGACACAUCUGUUUUUUUUUCCACACUCUAGUUUCCAUGCACGUUUUUUGAAGGGCGCGCUGACAUGUGUGCCGCUUUCUGCUACGAGAUCUUGAAAUGCUGUAACUCCAAACUGAGCUCCAUUCGAAGCGACGCAGCCCACCUGCUCUAUUUCCUCAUGAAGAGCAACUUCGACUACACGGGUCGCAAGUCAUUUGUUCGGACGCACUUACAGGUGAGGCUGACUGUCUUUGGAUCUUUCACCCUUGGCCAUGAUUACCAUCUUAAAUAUCACAUCUAACAUUAUUUUAUCAACUUGAUAACCCAUUUUUUCUCAUCAUUCAAGCUCUGACAGCAACUCCUACUCUAUAGCCACCAAAAGGGAAUAAUCUUCUGCUUGUUUGGUCCGUUUAAAAUGUGAAAACAUCUCCUUAUCUGGUGAACUGACAGAGCUGUGUGACCUCGGAUAAUAAUCAAGGGUUUAACUGUGCUGAAUGACUCGUCUCUGUCUCUUUAGGUGGUGAUAGCUGUCAGUCAGUUGAUAGCUGAUGUUAUCGGUAUUGGAAGUACCCGCUUCCAGCAGUCUCUGUCAAUAAUCAACAACUGUGCCAACAGUGACAAAACUAUCAAGGUCAGAUAUUUGUUUAGGUCCUUUUUUACCUUCUUGUUCUAUUUAGCCUGAAGAGUUUUUAUUUCCUAAACCAUAAGUGGAAAAAAAAUGACUGUUUUGAUUUUUGCAUCCCCCACAUUAGAACACAGCCUUCCCAUCAGACGUGAAGGAUCUGACCAAGCGGAUCAGGACGGUGCUGAUGGCCACAGCUCAGAUGAAGGAGCAUGAAAGAGAUCCAGAGAUGCUGGUGGACCUCCAGUACAGCCUCGCUAAGUCUUAUGCCAGCACACCUGAGCUACGUAAGACCUGGCUGGACAGCAUGGCCCGAAUCCAUGUGAAGAACGGAGACCUGUCGGAGGUCAGUGAUAAGAGAUCCCCGUGUGGAUGAGAGAUUGUUAAACAGUUUGGGUCCAUCUGUAUUCUGUCUUUGCAAUAUCAUAAAUCCAGAUCUGACUCGACCGAUGUUAUUUUUUAUUGGUUCUUUGAGUAAUGAUAAAAUUCACUUUCCUCUGUGAUUCACAGGCAGCCAUGUGCUACGUCCACGUCGCAGCACUCGUGGCAGAAUACUUGAGGAGAAAAGGUGCCUCACUUUUGCAGUCUUUUUUUUUUUAAAUCUCAAUUCUCUCCUGGUUUCUUUUCAAUCCUUCUUUUGGGCUGAUGGUGAAAAUAUUUUCUGUCCUUGUUCUGUCUGCAGUUAUGAUCAAGCAGGGCUGUUCAGCGUUCAGGGUGGUGACGCCAAACAUUGAUGAAGAAGCAGCAAUGAUGGAGGACGUAGGCAUGCAGGACGUCCACUUCAAUGAAGUAUGUAUAUGCAAACCAAACCGGGACACCCUCAGUAAACCCAAUGCAUCUUUUUUCUUUGGCUCCUUAUUAUUUGCUCAUGGGAGAGCAGGCAUUGGCUUGUCAGGUAUUAUUUACUUAUGCCGUGUUUCCAUCUCCUCUCAGGAUGUCUUAAUGGAGCUUCUGGAGGAGUGCGCUGAUGGUCUCUGGAAAGCAGAGCGUUAUGAGCUCAUCUCCGACAUCUACAAGCUCAUAAUCCCUAUUUAUGAGAAGCGCAGGGACUUUGAGGUACACAACUUGUUCACGCUGAAUUUCAUUCCCUCAGUGAAUCCCCACUAAAAAGAGGACUCAUCCUGAAAUGAGUUUCUUGACAAUUUUGUAUCACUUUGCACAGAAACUGGCCCACCUGUAUGACACACUGCACCGUGCCUACAGCAAAGUGACCGAGGUCAUGCACUCAGGCAAGAGACUGCUGGGAACAUAUUUCAGGGUGGCUUUCUUUGGCCAGGUGAGUUUUUUUUCCUUUGUUUCCUUGUUUCAUUUUCCCAACAGACUUUGGAUUUUUAAUUUUUGAAUAACCUAAUUCAAAAAGAUUCAAUUUACAUCCAUGAAAACACAUGAAUUUGUUUGCUGGUGCUGCAAAGUAGUACACAAUGAGAAAGCGAGAGAGAGAGAGUGGCUCAAAAUUGUUUACUUCUAAAGCAUGACCUCAUGCUGUGGCAUUCUAUGAUCCACUCUAACACCCUUUUCUGCUUUUUAUCCUCUUUGAAGGCAGCGGUAAGUUUUGCAACAGCCCCUGCUGGCCUCUCUGAGCAGCCUUUGUGUGGUGGUGUGGGUGCUGCUGUAAUCCACGGCAUUUGUCAAUCAUAGUUUGCUGCUUAAAGUUACAGUAACCACUGCUGCUUUCUGUUUCUGGAAGUGUGCUGCAUGGCGCGCUUCUACUCAUUCCAGUGGUUAUGCUUUUGUGUUACAAAUCUGAGUUUGUAUAUGACACUAAACUUUGUCAUAUCUUGCUGAGUUUUUUGAUGAGUCUAAUGGGCGUGGUUAUCUUUGUGUAUUUGGAUUGAGGUUCACGUAACCCUGUUUCUCUUGACAUGAUUGUCUCACUGGUGAUGGAGUAGUUUGACUUGAAGUUUGUUGACUUUGUUUUUAGUGUCUAGUUAGGUGUUGUGAAAUAACAUUAUUUUUUGCUGUCCAUGUCCCUGUAGCAGUACCAGUUUACUGACACAGAGGCUGAGGUAAAUCCAUGUGAAAGCCAAUCCAGCAGUGUUAGGUUGUGUUGUGCUCCUAUGCUAAUGAAGUGCUCUUUGUGUGAACUUCUUAUCUUGUAGCUCCUUAACUCCUCUUUGACUUCAGCUCAGUGUUGUCAGUGUGAUUAAUCAUACUAGAAACCCCUUUAAGGGCUAAUAGUAGAGUUUAGAUCUUAUAGGGAAGUGCAUGGCUACACUCAUCUGUUGGUGGGAUUGUUUUAUAUUUACAUACAAACUAAUCUAGGUGCUCUCACAAAGUGUUUGAAGUGUGUGCUCUAGCUUUGGUCUGUCUUUUACGAUGGAGGAUUGGGGCCUCAUUAAGGAGGAAAAAAAGAGAGAUUUUAAAAAUUAAGUCAUGAUGUUGAAAAAAUAUUCCAAGAAUUCAUCCUAAUAAAAAGUUGUAAUAUUUAAAAAAGUAGAAGAAUAAAAAAAGCUCAUAAUUCUUCAUGAAUAAAUCCAAUUUAUUAUGAAAACUACAUGUAAAUUUAUAGGAAAAGGUGAUACUUUAGCCCAUGUCUGGCCAAUAUGUUAUUUCAUUAAGGGGUAUAUCAGACAGGGAGGCCAGCCUGGCCUGAUUACAAAAUAACAUAUCGGCUGACCUAUCACUAAAGCAAUGGCAUUAUUUAUUCUUGUAUUAUUAUGACGCUUUUCUUACAAUAUUACAAUUUUAUUCUUAACUUUAUUAUUUAUAACUCUUUUGUUUCCCCUUACUGUGGCCCCAACCCUCCUCUACAGUGGAAUUAUUUUUCAGUUUUCUUUUUCUGUAUCCUGGACAUGAGAUAGUUGGUUGUAAAUUUUUGGAGUUUGCCAAACCUCUUUGUCUAAAAUUUGGCAGCUUUAGAGGUAAAUUAGCUUUUAAUUUUCACAACAUGUUCAGUUUACUUUGACCUGCCGUCAGCUGGUUUGAUGUGGGGGUCUUUGCUUCUUUACAUUCAAACAUAUAAGUCACCCUGACCAUGUUUUGAAUUUUUAGGGCUUCUUCGAAGAUGAAGAUGGUAAGGAGUACAUCUACAAAGAACCCAAAUUCACCCCUCUGUCGGAGAUUUCACAGAGACUCCUUAAGCUGUACUCUGACAAGUUCGGGCAGGAGAACGUGAAGAUGAUCCAGGACUCUGGAAGAGUGAGUCUGUGUUAAAGAGAGGACUAGCUUUUGUCUGCAGUCAUAAAAAUGUGUGUCCUUUUCUGUUCUAACUACCUGCUUUCUCUGCAGAUUAACCCCAAAGAUCUGGACUCUAAGUACGCAUACAUCCAGGUGACACAUGUGACGCCCUACCUGGAUGAGAAGGAACUGGUGGACAGGAAAACAGACUUUGAGAAGAGCCACAACAUCCGGCGCUUUGUGUUUGAGAUGCCUUUCACAAUAUCAGGCAAAAAGCAGGGUGGGGUGGAGGAGCAGUGCAAACGCAGGACCAUACUCACCAGUAAGUAACCCUUUAUACAGUCGACUUUAACUCAACAUGAGAUAAGCUUGUGAAGGACAGAGGUGAACCAUUAUCAUUGUUUAGAAGUCAGGAGUAAGUCUGACAUCUUUGGUCUCAGGUCUGAAUGUUGGAGCUUUGACCGAAUGGGUAUAAAAAUACUUUUGUGAUUUAUGAAUUGACCAAAUACUUUGUACUGAUUAAUACAACUUCUUUGAAUCCAACCCAAAAUCCCAACUGCAGUGACAUAAUACAUAAUUAAUUUAAAAAAUUGAUUUUGUAGAACUUAAGAAAUGACGGUGUCACAUUGGUCCCUGAUAUCAAAUCUCCAUUCAGGGACUAAAUCAGAAGCCAUCAAUUCUGGCACCUAAAACUCCAGGCCUUCUCCUGCUCUUGUCUGUAUAUUGACACAUUUAUGAUCUAUGUGGGGGACUCAACAUGUGCACGAGUGUCUGAGGUUCCACACGACUCAGCAGUAAAUGUCCUCUCGAUGAAAGGAAGAUCUUGAUUAGAUUCUGACCGCUCAGCUGUUUUGUCAAGGAUCUUUCCUAAUCCUAAUCAGACUUUUAUUUCUUUAUGACACCAAAGAUUCAAAAGUUCAACUUUGUCUCCUUAUCUUAACUAUCUGAGAGCUGUCAAAGCCUGUCCUCUACACACAUGAGAGGAUCCUGAGCUGUAAAACUCAGAAAAACACAUGCAAGAGGAUGACCCCCCUCUUCCUCCCUUUUCUGUUUCUGUCCAUCAGCGACACACUGUUUCCCAUAUGUGAAGAAACGUAUUGCAGUGAUGUAUCAACACCACACUGAUCUGAGCCCCAUUGAGGUGGCCAUCGAUGAGAUGAGCAAGAAGGUGGCGGAGAUUAAACAGCUCUGCUCCGCCAGUGAAGUGGACAUGAUCCGUCUGCAGCUCAAACUGCAGGGCAGCAUCAGUGUCCAGGUGCCUGACUUCAGUACUACCAGCAAACGCACACUAUUCAUACUUCAAUAAACGACAUUACAAAUCCAACAUCGCUGCCAUAUCUUCCCUUAGGUAAAUGCAGGACCGCUUGCUUACGCUCGAGCAUUUCUAGAUGAUUCAAGCGCCAAGAAGUAUCCUGAUAAUAAAGUCAAACAGCUGAAAGAAGUCUUCAGGUGAGAUUAGAUGGUUAAAAACAUUUCUUAAUUAUAAAACAAAUUUAAUAUUUGAUUUCAUCCGCCUUUAAAACGACUUUUUUUGUCAUACAGGCAUUUUGUGGAAGCAUGUGGUCACGGUUUGGGCAUCAAUGAACGGCUGAUCAAAGAGGACCAGCAGGAGUAUCACGACGAGAUGAAAGCAAACUAUAGAGAUCUAGCCAGAGAGCUGUCCAUCAUCAUGCAUGAGCAAGUAAGUACAGUAUUCAAAUGUGAAGGAUCUAAGUAAUUUAAGAAUACCUAACAGAUAUAACACCCAUAAUCUGCCCCUAAGAUUGUUUAGUCAUGUUCUUGAUAACGCUCUCUUUGAUAACACCACUCUCUGUUUUUCUCCUGUGCUGACAUGAGCAGAUUGGAUGGUAAUGCAAAAACACCAGUGUGCAAAAAGACUUGAUAUUUGUUGGUCCAGCCAGACUCAGAUAAUUAGCCUGUGGUGAACCUGUGAUUUCCUAGACCUGUGUUGCAUUUACAGUACAGCAAAGUAACCCCAUUAUGUAACUUUCCUCGGAUGUAUUUUCUCUAAUGUUACAGCUACCAAAGGUAAGGUCUGUUUCCUGACCUUACAAAGCACUGAAUAGAUUGUCAGAGGAAUGUGAUCAGAUCAAAAGCUGGUCCUUAUCGUUAUAUACCUGCUAUAAAAAAUAAAUUAAGUAAUCGUCAUAUACUCUUUUACUCGUGUAGAAAACACACGUUCACUGAUCAACAGAUCAACCAGUCCUCCAGAUUAAGGCAGACGACACAAAUUAUAAUUUGCAUGUUAUAAAAUGGGAAGCAGCCAGAUUUACAUAAAUUAAUUAAUUACAUUAAUUACAUAGGGAUUUGCAUUUAUUCAUAUUUAUUCAUAUUAUGGCAAAGUAGACCUUGGCACCAUGACAACAGGGUUUGCUCUUUUCACCUAAUGUUAAUCCUUGAAUAUCAGAAAUCUGGCUAGACCAACAAUAACGUAUGGAGACGUGUCCUCCCUGCAUGUGUUUACUGUUUAUGUGAGUAUGUACAUGUGUGUAUUGACAGUGUGUUUGUGUGUGUUUACAUGCAUCAGAAUGUGUGUCUUUUUCAUAUGGAUACCUGUGAAAAUUAUGUUUUUAAGAUUGUUUAUUUUCUCUUGGUGUGUCUUUGACUGAUUGCUUUAACGUACUUGUUUUCUAUCUGUAUUUAUUCAUCUUUAUGUUCAUCUUGUAAAGACUUCAUUUAGAGGAUUUGCUUUUUACCCACUGUGCAUAUCAACUCCUGAAUCACUGUUUUCAUUUCUGUACUGGAAACAAGGAACAGAAAUUUAGUGAAACUUACUGCCUGGCUUUAUCAAUUAUAUCUCAAUCUUCUUAUAUUAUUACUAAAUCUCACUUAUGAAUGUUUGUUCAAGCUUGAAAAAAGGGAGGUAAAACUAUACAAAUUUAUUACACAAACUAAUUGCCACUACCUAUUUUUACUCGAUAUGCUUGGUUAAGCUUAGCCAACCAGGAUUCUGCACAGAAGUGACUCUCUUGGCAUGAAACAACUACUUUAUUUCCUUAAUUUGCAUCAUAUUAAAUUUAAGGGUCUGUGAGGAACUUCUGGUUUGUUUUGGUUUUGACUCACAAGUUUUACAAGCGACUUCUGAGAAAAACAAACCUAAAGUGUUUUAUAAUGAGCAGACUUGGCAACUCUAAGGCGUCUAUGAAUAUUUUGCCAAUGUUUAAACUUAUCUCUGUUCAUGAAUGCAGAUCAAGGAGGUACGCAUGUGCUUCCAAACCAAAAUAAAGAAAUGGCUAGGUUUUCAAAAUGAAAGCAACACACUAUAAAGCAUGUUGAUGAUUUGAUUGACGGACCUCACAAAGGGCCGGGCAGGGACAUCCAAAGGGCCGGAUGUGGCCCUCAGGCCGUAAAAUGCCCAGGUCUGCUCUAAUCUUUUGUACUGUAUAUAUAAAAUUAGUUUUUUUUUCAGACAAAAAAGAUAAUCCUGUUGCUUCCUAAAUUUACAACUGCAGCUUUAGUUCUGAUGGUCUCAUUUGAUUUUGAAGGUCAUAGAGAGGUGUCAGUAUCAGUUUUAGGCUGUUUCUCCACCAGCGAAAAACUCCUCACAGCGCCUUUGAGUUAAGUUUGGAUACUGCCAUGUGAUAUUUUAUUCAGAAUCUGAAUUGUUCUGUUCUUUCAGAUUAGUCCUGUAGAAGAUGGCAUGAAAAGCGUCCUUCCAGACUCGCUUCACAUCUUUAACGCCAUCAGUGGCACACCAACCACUGCCACCAUCCAGGGCAUACCCAGCUCUUCUUCUGUGGUAUGAUGCUAGCCUGGGAUAGCCUUGAACUCGGCGCUCUCCACACUUGCUCCCCAUCCUGCCUGCCUGUGAUGCCAUAUUGUCAGCUUAAAGGGAAACUGACAGAAAGUACAGGCAACUCUGACCACCUCUGACCCUCUGAGUGAACCAUGGCAAAGGCACUGGACCUGUUUUAUGUAUUCUCAUGUCAUGGAAACUGUGGUGGAAGUGGCCAAAUCAACUGAGACCUUAGUGAUAAGGGAGCAAGGAUGAUACAGGACAGAUUACAGACUUGGUUCUUGCUCCACAGACAGACAAAUGUUCAACGCUCCGUUUUCUUGCUGCUUCUACCUGAAAAAACUGGGCAGUAUUUCCCGUGGAGACUUUCCUGUUGGGAUCUUUAUUAUGCAUGACAUUACAUUACACCCACACCACUGUCCCAACAGCUUGUCUUUGUCUGUUUUGAUAAAAUUUCACAUUGUGUUUUUAUGUACAGUAUUCCACUUUUAUAAGCCACUGUAUUGAUGUCUUGAUGAACAGUAUAUGCGACAUACAUCUGUGCUCAUCUCCCUGUAAAUGAAGUUAUAUUUCUACAAGAUGCUAAAAUUUUGCCUCCUUUGACACCCGAGCAUUCAACCUUAAAUCACUUCAAUGUCUUAUGAAAGGAGUGUUUUUAAAUAUUCAAAGCCAUCGCAUACAGAAAAAAAGUAUACUCAAAGUUGUUUAUUAAUGUAAAUAAAGAAAGGAGUGUGUGCAAUAUUUGAAAAGUAUACACUGUAAAGAUGAUGUUCACCUUCUUGCCAAAGCGAUGAGGUGUGGAUCCAGACACUACACCUACUGUGGAAGUAAUAUGAAGCUUUUACCAUUUUAGUGUUCAUGGAAAUGUUCUACAUAUUGUUUUAUAAUUGAGCAGCAAUGUUUUUUUAUUUUUUAUUUAACACAAAGUCACUGUUCUGCUGUAAACAGAGAUAUUCCCUAUUGCUUCUCUUUUAAUAAAAUACACCUAUUUCUCUGGGCUUGUUUGCAUGAAUCUUUAUUCUGAUUCAACAUUCGUUAAAGUUUUCUUCACAUUUACUCCUACGCUGGAUUGAACUAUACAGACCUCCAGUCAUUAAUAUUUUUUAUGAGUUGCUCAGGACUGAACAUACCUGACUCCCUAUCUCCUGUAUCACAUGUUCCCUCCCACAAUAAAAGUGACACAGUCAGCAGUGUGGAGACGGAUGAAGGGCUAAUAAGAAGAAAUACUGUGGACUCACUCCCACUACCACCUGAAAACACUGACAGAUCAAUUAUCAGCUGCUCUGUGCAGGAAUUUCUGAGGAAUAUCUAACAGACAGGCAGCAGUGUUUUCUUAGCCAUCAUGGCAGGUAAGUUUGCAGACAUUUGUUUAAUAUGUAAGCUCUGAAAUCUGUUGGAAAUUAUAUUUUACAUUGUAGACACUGCAAAGAGCAGAGUAGUUCAAGAACAAAAAAUAACCUGUUGCUCUGAAAGGCUAGGAGAAAAUGGAGUAUCUAAAUUUUCCAGAACUGCUCAUGAGACAGCUUUUUUUUUAACAAGUUGAAUUUUGUGCACAGACCAAGAGGAUCCCAAGAAGAGGAAGAGCAGAGGAACGGUAAAGAGCUUUACAUUUGUUGUCAUCUUUGUGUCUAAAUGUUAAGUUAGACAAAAUUAAAAGCUGUAAAUUUAGCAAAUAGAUAGUGAUGUGUGGGACUUGCUGUAUUUUUGCUAAGCACUAAAAAAUGACCUCAAUUUUUUCCCUUACAAAGUUUUUAGUUGCUUGUUUCAUCUAUUUUAAGUUAUUCCAAAAUCAGCAAUUCUAUUCUAUCACAUAAUGACAGACAAUAACAAUUUCUUACUCCACAAUAUUCUUUUAAAGCUACAAAUGCCUUUCAGGCAUUGUUUUACUCGAAGCAUAUGAAUGUUAUUUAUGACUGUAUGAGAUCAGGUGUAAAGCUCUGGAUUGGACAACCUAUACCUGUAAAAAAUAUAUGUUGGCAUUUGUUUUCAUCUCAACCUACCCCUCCUCACAUGUCAAUCUACCAACAGAGAUGAUUUAACAAAAUUGAUAAUUUAACAGUUAAUGGAGUUUUAUUUUUUGAAAACACUAAGUUUAUUUGGUUUCCAGUACUUCUAUACUCUGUAUACUGUAUACUCCAAAUAUGGGAAGGAUGUCUUUUACUUUUAGUACAGCAUGUUUUCAUUGUGGUCCUGUAUUAAUAUUUAAUCCACCACUUCUCUUCACGGCUGCUGCUCUUACUUUCACCCAUUAGAGCAAAGAAGUGUGCGGCUACCCGCUCAGCAUCUUCUUCAUCGUUGUAAAUGAGUUCUGUGAGAGAUUCUCCUACUAUGGCAUGCGAGGUGAGAUUAUGGCUCCCCAGGACUUUAAUCGUGUUUACAGCCAUGGCAGAAAAGCUGCUGGUGUUAAAAAGAUAAAAACAUGAUAAAGUGCUUUUUGAACUUAAACUUGUAAACAUCAGGUGUUACACUGACAAUACUUGAUUUGAAACAUGAGAAACAAGUUGGUUUCCACCUCUGUUCACAGCUGUCCUGGUGCUGUACUUCAAGUACUUUCUGCGUUGGGAUGAUGACUUGGCCACCUCGAUCUACCACACCUUUGUGGCCCUCUGCUACCUGACCCCUAUCCUUGGGGCCAUUGUUGCCGACUCGUGGCUUGGAAAGUUCAAGUUAGUCGCUUCAUCACAUUCCUCUGAAUAAAUGUGUUAUAGCUGUAAUUGUUUUGUCAUUGAAGACGUGCAAGCAGAGACAGAAAAUCAUAAACUAGGGUUAAUAUGAUAUAUUCUUUCAGUUAUUGUUGAAGCUUGAGAGACAUGCUUUUGCAAUACAUUAUUUUCAAAAAGGUGACUCUUGGAGAAUAUUUUAAUUUCUCUCUCUUUUUCCACUUAAGAAAUUAUGUAACACCCCCAAAUCAAACUUCGGGCUAAUUAGAGAACACAAAACCCCUAAACUUGAAAGCAACAAACUACUCUGGAAAUACACCAAACAGUCCACAUUGGUGCUGUGUAAAAAAUAAUAAAGGAUCUCAGUACUGUUUCACACCUGCUUUCUUUGUUCCAUUUCUGAUUUGCAGGACGAUCAUCUACCUGUCCAUUGUCUAUGCCAUAGGCCAGGUUGCGAUGGCUGUCAGUGCAAUCCAUGAAAUCACGGACACCAACGGAGAUGGGACACCAAACAACAUGACCUUCCAUGUGUGGGUUUCCAACUUAAAACCCUAAUAAUAAUAAGAAAACAGAUAUACAUUUGCAUGCUUUCUACACAUCUCCCUGAUCAAAUGGAUGUUUUUGCUUUCUCAUAUUUAGUGUCUUGUCCAUGGUUGGUCUUUUCCUCAUCGCUCUGGGCACUGGAGGAAUCAAACCAUGUGUUGCAGCUUUUGGUGGAGACCAAUUUGGUGACCAUCAGGUCAGGAUACUACCUUACCACUAUUCUACCUGCUUAGCAUUUGGUACAUUUAAGACAUAACCAUGCCUAUCCAAGCAUGAAUAUCAGUACAAAAUGUCCUUCCCUUUAAUAGAUGUUCAUAUACUAAUUGUUGCCGCUGUAAUAACACCACAGUCCGAUGAGUAAUGUUGCUAGAGUGGCAAAAACCCUCUCAAUUCAGAUAAUAAAAAUAGAUUACUUUAGAAUUGAUUACCCAUCAUAUUCUGUAUUAUAUAACACGCAUGGGACAAAAUCAAAGGUCAAUGAUUUGUUUCUCUGUGCAGGAAAGGCAAAGGAGGACUUUCUUUUCUGUCUUCUAUCUCUGUAUCAACGGUGGGAGUCUGCUGUCGACUAUUAUCACCCCCAUCCUCAGAGGUAGAUAUGGGAAAGGAAAUAAAGUUUAUGACAAACAGAACCAUAAACUGGAGAGCAUGUUGAAAUCUUCAGGCACAAGAAAAAUUUAAACAGCUGUUUGUCUCCAUCUGCAGCUACGGAAUGUGGCAACCCUCCGCAGAAAUGUUAUUCCCUGGCCUUUGGCGUCCCUGCAGCUCUGAUGGUGGUUGCACUUGGUAUGUUCGAGGACUUUAAAGACUUCAGUUGUAUGCAUUAACCAAUAAUGUAAAUACUUGUAACGUAAUGACCUUGUACCUUAAAUGUUCCUAACAGUGGUGUUCAUUGUUGGGAGCGGUAUGUACUACAAAGCUGAACCUCAGGGAAAUAUCAUGCUGGAUGUGUGCAAAUGUAUCGGGGUGAGUCUGGUUUCUCUCAUUUCCCUUAACGAGUUCUGCGUCACUGUAUAACAGUUUCGUCAGGUGUUUAUUAACCUUCCUUUCUCCUCCGUUUGCCAAUCAGUUUGCAAUCAGCAACCGCUUCAGGCACAGAAGCAAACUGUACCCUGUGAGGGAGCACUGGAUGGACUGGGCAGAGGAAAGAUAUGAUGUAAGUUCUUGUUGGUUCCAUUGUUUGAAGCGUCUACCAAAGUUACUGCUUUGUCAGUUGAAAACCAACACUACAUAAUGUCUUUCUCCAUGCUGUAGAAACUCCUCAUUGCUCAAAUCAAAAUGGUGCUGAGGGUCCUCUUUUUGUACAUCCCACUUCCGCUAUUCUGGACCCUGUUUGACCAAAAGGUAUCAUAAAGUUAGUUUUUCUUUUAAAAGACAGCCCCUUUUCUUGGCAGUGGAAAUUGGGCUAAGCUUUGAUUCUCUAUUACAGGGCUCUCGAUGGACUCUGCAAGCCACCACUAUGGAUGGAAACUUUGUAAGUUUGUUGGUUUGAGUCAACUUUAAAAUGUGUAUCAGUUAAAUUAUGUGAUGAGUAUCUGUUUUGAUCAUGUUUUUGUGUCUGCAGGGUGCUCUUGUUAUCCAGCCUGAUCAGAUGCAGGUAAGUCAAAAAUAAAGCUUUAUCAUAAUAUCUUGAUAUGGUAGUGUAAUAUGUUUGAGAAGAUUCAUACUAGACAUUUCUGUCUUUCAAAGACUGUCAACCCAAUCCUGAUUCUGACUCUGGUGCCUAUAAUGGACAGCUUAAUUUAUCCGCUGAUCAAGAAAUGUGGCCUGAACUUCACGUAAGUAUUUCUUGACACAACUUUACAAGCCUACAGAAAAAUCUGCCAGUAUAUGUGCACCAUUGGUUCAUUGAAUAACUUCACAUACCUGCUUUUACCUAUCCUUUAGCUGUUAGAUGUCAAGAAACCGUAAUUAUACAUUGUCAAAUCAAAGGCCAGUCAGCUUAACCUAGUUUAGUUCAGGUCAAUGUGGAUUAGCAUUAAGAGGACAGUGUGAAAAAGGUAAACAACCCACCUGUUAAAGCCACCAUUUAUUCUCUGACCAGGAACAGAGUAACUGACAGUCAUACAGUCAGCUCCAUACAGUACUGCAGCUAAUUAGCUGACCCAUGAACACCCAAUGUUGCUAUAUGGAAUUUUUAGUGCUAAUAAAUGACAGUUACUCAGCCAGGACUUGUCUUAUUGACAGUAACAAACAACAGUGCAUCAACAGUCCACAAGAUAUAAAUGCAGACAUUAAUAUACAGUUUUUGCACACAGUGCAGCAAUAUUCAACCUUGAAGAUAUCUCUCAAAUGUUAUAAGCACCAUAGCUGCCCAUCAAGGUUACACACACCUGAGACAGGGGGCUAAUAACAAAUACAAAUGAAUAAAUGAAUCUCACACUAGGGCAGGUGGAAACAUUAUAAACUCUGUUACAGUAAGCAAACAAGGUACUAGCUGCAGUUUUAUAUUUAAAGCCAUACCAGAACUAUCAAUCUUUUCAACAACAACAACAGCAACAAAAAGAGUCAAAUUCUCCAAAUCUGAAACAAUCUCUGUAGCUUUGCCUUUAAUGUCUUCUUAAGAUAUCUUUAAAAAAUCGUACACCUGAAUUUGAAAAGUAAACAUGCAGCUCAGUUGCUGUGUUUCUUCAGAGGCUUUAUGUGAUAAACUCUUUUGCUGUAUCAGUGUUACUUGACACUAAAUAAUAAAGUUCUUAUAAAACAAUAGAAUACCUCAAGCGCUGUCUCCAUUGUCCAAAACUCUGUAUAAGUGAGUAAUAAACAUGAUUUCAAUUCAACAGGCCUCUGAAAAGAAUGACAGUGGGGAUGGUGCUGGCAGCCAUCGCGUUUGUCUGCGCUGCUCUGGUUCAGAUUGAAAUCGAUGUGAGUGGAAAACGGCUUUUGUCGUCAUUUCAUAAUGAGCUGUAAAACACACAUCAGUUCGAUUUGUUAUUUUGAUUAUAUUGAUUAGGAGAAGAGAAAAGUGCUAAUUUCUGUCUUUUACUAAUUUUCAGAAAACAUUGCCCAACUUCCCAUCUGCCUCCCAGAGUCAGCUGAAACUACUGAACAUGGGCACUAACCCAGUCACUGUUAAUCUUAACGGCACUGAAGUGCAACUUCAAGCAGCUAUGGUACAUCCUCCAAUGAGACACUCAGUGCUAAUAAUUAUCUAGCAUGUCUCUGUAUGGACUCUCAGAGUGUACAAAACCAUGCUAUGUUUUAACAGUUCUCACUUUUUUGCAGGCCAGUAAUGAUUUCUUUACAUUUGAUGGACAAUUGGUCUAUAUUUCCGCCGGCAGCCCUCCAGUGACAUAUAUGGCAUACUUGUCAAGAGGAGGGCGACACACAGUUCUCCUUCCUUCAAAUCUUAAUGUUGAGUGGAAGCUGGUGAGUAAGAAAAACUAAGAAAGGAAAUCAAAUAAAACCAAAGAAGGCCUUUCAGAGGUUAAACUUAUCCACAUCCAAUUUUUCAUUUCCUCAGACGACAGACAUACGGUCAAAGCCAGAACAAGGCAGUAAUAAAAUACGGUGAGUCUCAGAAAUUUUGAACUGUUGUAAAUUCAUUUGGUUGCAGCUCUAUCAUAAUCAUUAUUUUUAUUUGCGGAGUAAAGUAUCGAAGAUUACACAUACCUGUUUACUGACUGCCUCAUAAUUGUCUUGCAAUAAUGUUUUCUGCUCAUCAUGUGUCCACUCAGAUUCAUUAAUGGAAUGAACAAAUUACUGAACAUGUCAACUUCUGAAACUGACUUCAUCAUAAUAGACCCAUUUUCUGAGUCACGCUACUUUGACGUUGAAAAUGGAAAGUAAGUAGUUUUCCCAUCUAGUCAAUUGAUAUUUUUCAUUCUUAAACUGUUACUUUGUGCAUUAAUUAACACGGUAAAUUUAACAUUUUUCUUUUUCUUUUUUUUUUAUCAUCGCUAUAGUCGCAUAUUUACCAUAUCAGAUGGUUCAAAGUCAUGCACAUACAGGAGAGACUUUGGAUUUGGGAGUUCAUAUACCUUCUUCAUCCCCAGCACAGUGGUCCUUGGAGAGGAUGUAAGUUUAACACAAGCUCUUUAACAUCUUAAAAAUCAGUCAGUCAAGGAAAAAUCGUGCAAACACCACUUUAACAUCUAGAUGGUAUAUGUAGUUUGUUUAUGGGACAGUUGUUUUAAACUGGGCUAAAAGUGUAAUUUGUGAGUUUGCUUGAAUGACGUGUGAAACAUUUUAAGACAUAAUAGCAGACAGAAACCACAUAAUGAUCAUAAAAAGCUAAAAAAGGUGAUUUAUAUUUUCUUUGAUGACAACAAGGCCAUCUCCUCUUUAGUCUUCUGUUAGAUAAAAAGAGAUUUUUUUUUCUUUUUUUUUUUUUUUUUUUUUUUGACCAGACAGAUUUACAGAGCAGUCCUUGUAAAAAAAAUACAUAAUAUCUCUCUGUUGUGUGUCAUCAGUUGAGAAAUACUGCCCCUAACUAAACUGAUCAUUUUUUGCAUAUGUUAGUGCCAAGACUCAAUUACUGAAAUAGAAGACAUCAAACCCAACUCCGUCCACAUGGCUCUGCAGAUCCCACAGUACUUCUUCAUUACUGCCGGUGAAGUGAUGUUUUCUGUCACUGGUCUAGAGUUCUCCUACUCCCAGGUAAAACUGAAACAACACACAUCUUCACAACUUUUCUUUCAGAGAAUCAUCAAAGAGGAUUGUGAUCAUUUUGUUUUGUGCCCCUCUUUUGUGUUGUUAAGGCUCCCAGUAACAUGAAAGCAGUGCUGCAAGCUGGCUGGCUGUUUACCGUUGCUAUUGGCAACUUUAUUGUACUGAUCGUGGCUGAGGUUGCAAAGAUUCCUGAACGGGUAAAAGAAAAGAAAUAUUAAUGACUAAGAUAAGGUAAAAUGGCUUAAGUGGAUAUGACAGAUAUGAGUCAUUAAUACUGUGCUGUCUGUCUCGCUCUCUUUCUUUCACAGUGGGCCGAGUACGUCCUGUUUGCCUCUCUCUUACUGGCUGUGUGUGUCAUCUUCUCCAUCAUGGCGUACUUCUAUACUUACAUUGACCCAACAGAAAUUGAGGCCCGGUUCAGGAAAAAGGAUGAUGAAGACGAAAAGAAAACAGACUUUGAAAUGUCUCAGAAAAGUGCCCUCCAAAGCGGUGAUGAAGAUGAUAGAUCUUUACAAACAAAAAUCUAAACAGUCUAAAAGGCAAAUUGUUUGAUGCAUAUACUGACGUUAAGCAAUGACACGAAGUAGUUUUAUCCUGCUGUCUGAUUCUGUCUGUGUCCAGGUGGACACUUUAAAUAUGAAAAAUAUGUAAAUAGGACAGCUCACUUCUUCAAAUUGCUUUAAAACUACUUUUUUGUCAGGUAUUGAUGGUUUGGUCAAGGUAAGAAUAUAGAAAGAGGAGCAAUGAGGUUAAACAUGAAGAAAAUGAGUGUUAAUAUUUGUGACGUAUCUUAAGACACCUUUAAGAAGAGUGAGUAUGUGCCAGAGUGUAUGUGUAUGUUUGUUUUGAUUUUUUAAUGUAAAAAUAUAGUAUAUCACUUGGAAAGUAAACUAUGUCCUUCUACUCUCUGUUUAGUAAGACAAAUUCAAACAAUAUUUUUUGUUGUCAUGGCUGAAGAAAUGCUGCUUUAUCUUGUUAUUGGAAAGUCUUUGGCUGUAAUUUUUUUGUAU
This is a messenger RNA of Xyrichtys novacula (pearly razorfish), 87735 nucleotides long. The record is from the annotation of a GenBank genome assembly. NCBI's taxonomy places the organism in Eukaryota, Metazoa, Chordata, Actinopteri, Labriformes, Labridae.